AUGGCGGAUCCAAUCAUGGAUUUAUUUGAUGAUCCAAAUCUAUUUGGAUUGGACUCUUUAACAGCAGAUUCUUUUAGUCGAGAUGGGCCGGACACAAUGGAUGAAGCGUUGGGCCUUGGCAGUGUUCUGGGGCCUUUAGAGCAGCUUACAACAGACAGAACAGAUCCUAGUAUAUUGCCCAGUACUGAUUUAGGUGUGCAUCGAACAGAUCCACCAGUUCUUCAAGAUGCUCCUACUUCAGUUUCCACAGCAGAACCAGUUCUAUCCUCUCAGGUGACCACAAAUCCAGAACCUCUAAGCCAAGGGAACCCUUUUAUGGGUACUUCAAGUGCUGGAACAGGGGCCCCAAAAAUUAUGAUCCUGAAAGCACCUGCAGGAAUGACUGUGAGUGGUUGCCCUGUUACACAGAUACAGACUCUGACUCCUGGCCAAGCAGGUAAUGGUGGCAAAGUGACCUUUGCCAAGGUGCUGACUGGGACUCCUUUGCGACCUGGAAUGUCUAUUGUAUCUGGGAACACUGUGCUUGCUAAAAUCCCAAACCAAGCGAUUGGUGGACAAGCAGGUGGAGUCAGACCUAUUCGCCAAUUGCUGCUUCAACCUAUGCGGACUACAACAACCACUGGAACAGCUGAUGUUAGCACAGGUGUGAAACCUGGAGUGACUUUGACCUCAGCACCUCAACAGGUAACAGUAUACUUUACUGUCUAACAAAAUAACUUAAAUGGCCCAAUAUAAAUGUUACUUGAUGCUUCUUUGCCCUUUUCUUUCUUUUUAAUGGCAAUAUUCUAUGUGUAUAGUGGAUAGACAAGGUUUUUCACCUUUUAAUACAAGCAAUAAUUUCUGUUCAAAUGAAACCAUGCUGUCUGUAAAAGUGAAUUUCAUUUUCUUCUCUAAUAAAUAAUGCAUUUCUUUUAGGCUUGAUAUGUUAAAGGUCUCAGUCAAACCAUACAUUUGUUAUUAGUGAGAAUUUCAUGUAAAGGUGUAAUAACACUUUUGUGUGUUAAUCUAACUUCUCUCUUUAAUAUUCCUUCUUUCCCACAGGGUGAGUCAAAGCGAAUUACACUGGUGUUGCAGCAGCAGCCAGCCCAGGCAGGUUCAGGAGUGCAACAGGGGCAACGUCAUGUUUUGCUAGGUGGGCUCCCAGGAAAGAUUGUCCUGCAAGGAAACCAGUUAGCAGCAUUGACUCAAGCUAAAACUCCUCAAGGACAGCCUGCCAAAAUGGUGACUAUUCAGCUACAGGUGCAGCAGCAGCCAGGGGUUGCAGGCCAGGCACCUCAGAAGUUCCAGAUUUUGCAACAAGGACCAGGAGGUCUGACUAUUGCACCAGCUGGGCAGCAAACACAUGUUUUGAGUCAGCAAGGCGCACAAAGGGUUUCUGUCCCUCUCAAAGUUGUUUUGCAACCACAGGUAGGAAAUGUCUAUGGACUGGUAAUAACAUAUUUGUUCCCACUUGUGUUGUCGGUUUGCACAUUUUUUAUAAAAAUGUUAUUUCAUUAUUUUACCAUAUUCUUAGGUGGGCUUUUUUCCAGUUACUACAAAUUUGCCUAUAUAUAGUGCCCUGAAUUAUUUGUGAAUUACUUUCUUUUACUUACAGGCUGGCUCAUCACAGGGAACCACACAAGGAUUGUCAGUUGUAAAAGUCUUAAAUGCAAGUGAGGUUGCAAAUUUCACUGCUGGUCAAACUUUGGUCAAAGUUGGAACAUGUACAGGUAUGUUGACAAUAGCAGACUUUUGAAACCCUUCGUGCAAUUUUAUGUUUUCCGUUGUUCAUCUGUGCGACCUAACAUCAUUAUAUCUCGAUUAAUAUGUAAUUUCUGUGUGUGUGAUGGGUCAUAGCACUAAUGUUUCUGUUUUUUGCCACUGCUUUUUCAUUCUUCUUGGCUUCAUCAUCUUGUGCAUGCGAUAAGCUAUGUCUGGAAAGCAUUCUACUCAGUUUGUCAAGUCAGUGCGGAGUUAGAAUAUUUGAUUGACAUGUUAAUGGCAGGAAUCCCUUUAACAAUUUCCUCUUUCUAGCUGUCCCUGUAUUUGAAUAAUAUUGUUGGUUACAGGUGGUGAAUCCCGUAAGCUGGACCAUCAGAAGAAGCAGGAGAAAGCGAAUCGUAUUGUGGCUGAGGCAAUUGCCAGGGCUCGAGCCCGUGGUGAGCAGAAUAUCCCCCGUGUAUUGAAUGAGGAUGAGCUGCCACGUGUCAACCCGGAAGAUGAUGAUGGGAGCAGUAGGAAGAAAAAGAAGAAGAGGAGUGAACCGGGGGAGAGGUCUAGCAGUGAAAAAAACAAAAAGAAACCAGGGAGUGGAAGCUCAAGAUCAAGAAGUAAAGCUAAAGCCAGGUGAAAAUAGUUUCCAGACCAGUACAGUUGUCUUAUUAAUUCAUAAUGCCAAUAAGUGAAAAAUGAUUUCUAUAAAUUGAUAGAGGUGAAAGUAGAGAUGUUUAUUAAAAUACAUGUAAAAUUAAAAUGUUGAUUUGCAUCCAGUACAAUUACCCCUAUUGUUGGGAAGAAGAGGAAGCGAAACCCAUCUUCUGAUAAUUCUGAUGCCGAGUUGGUCCCAUCUCAGGCUUCUGCUGCAGAAGAAGAGGAUAGUGUUCAGGUAUGGCUAUAGAAGUUUGUCAUGAUGUAGAGAGAGUAAACAUUAACCAUAAGGAAGAUAACUAAAAUUAAUCAAGGUGUUAAAUUUCCUUCAAGGAAAUGCUGAUGUAAUGAAAAAGUAACAUUACAGAGUAAUUUUGUUCAAGUAGAUUGGGGAUUUGUGAACUGACACCUGACUUUGCAACAUGAGUGCCAGAGCACACAAGUUCAGAAUAUAACCUGAGGGAUUUUUUUUUUUUUUUCAGUUCUGUUUUAUUCCUAACAUUUGCAGAUUUUGUUUUCCGUUCAGCAUUUAUUGAAUAAACAUCAACAAUGUAUUGUAUUGUGUGUUUUCCUAGGUUUUCCUAUUUGUAUUUAGACGUUAUUUAAAAACUUAGCUCAUUAAUUGUCAGACUAAUCCAUUUUGAUGCAUGUAAGAAGGGCAGUGUGUGCUGAGGAAACAAGAUAUAUCUAUUAAAAAUGUUUAUAUUUUAGAAAGGUAUGUGUUGUUAAAUCACCCCAUCAUAAAGGCUUGUAAUAUUAAAAAUGUGUAUGUUCUUCUUCAGAAGAGACGUUCAAAUCGCCAAGUCAAAAGGAAGAAGUAUACUGAAGACCUGGACAUUAAGAUAACCGAUGAUGAAGAUGAUGAAGAAGUGGAUGUUACUGGGAUUAUCAAAACUGAGCCUGUACUACUACCAGAACCCACACAAAUUCCAGACAGUGAAGCAGUACCAUCAAUGCAAUUUUUUGUAGUAAGUGAACUAAGACGUGAAUAGUUAAAGGAACUCUCCAACAUUAGAAAGCAAUUUCUUUUUAACAUUGGAGUUUUUUUUUUUUGUGUAACUUCUAGAUUGCUGCCGGGCCAAUCCAAUACUCCUCACAGAGGAGCAUUGGUAAGAGGCAUGCAUGCGCAGCAAGUGCUCUAUGCUGAAUUGCUUCUAUGAGAAGCCCUCACUUCUGCUUCGAGCAUUUAGUCAAGAUGAAUGAGGGAAAGGACAGUGUGUGGUUGACAUCCAAAAAAUGUCCAAUACAUAAGAAUAGCUGAAAGAUUAUUGAACAAUAUCAGAGUAUGUGAAAGCGACCUAAUUUUUGUCUGCACUAGAUAUUAAAUAUUAUUAAACAAUAUUUUGUGUAUUUAACCAUUCAGGGCAAUUAAAAUAUUUAGAAAAAUCAAGAAUAGCACUGCAUAAGAAUGAAGUCCUUAUAGAAUAUUGAUAAAGGAUUCACAAGAAAAUCUCCAGUUGGCGCAUUUAAUGUAACUUUUUUUUUUUUUUUUUUUUAAGACUGAAUAUGCUCUACAAAAAUUUAUAUUUUCCACGUGUACAAUCACAUUAAUCAAAUUAAAUGCACUAAUGUUUCAUAGGCAAGCUAUUCAAUAAAGCAUGGGAGCUGAAACACUGAAGUAGCCUGUAUCAAAAGUGAUGUCAGGGCUGCAGUUGCUUAAUUACAUGAAAGUGAGAAAGAAGCAUGCACAGAGGAGUAAGGACCCUUUCAGUUUCCUGAAACCAAUAAAAGGAGACUAAAGGGACACUCUGUUAACCCCUAAAGCACUUGAGCUUACAUUUAUUUAUAUAAAUGUUUUUUCCUUGAUUUGCAGGAGAACCCAAGUGAGGAAGAUGCUGCAAUAGUUGACAAGAUCCUGUCAAUGCGGUUGGCAAAAAAAGAGGUGCAAAAAAAUCUAAUUGUGUCUGUUGCUACUACAAUACUACCUCCAUGUCUUCAUUCUCUAUGAAACCUUUUUGGCCUGUUAACUGUUCGUUCUAGAUGUGUUUCUAUUUUAAGUUUCUCUUCAUGUCAAAUGUACUAGUUUCCUUUUUUGUUCUUCUCAUGUCUUCCUUUCUCCUUAUGUUUUAUAGCUUUCUCCAGGAAUUUACAUUAAUGCUGAAGAAUACUUUGUUAAGUAUAAAAAUUAGUAAGUAAACAUUUUGUUGUUUUUAUAGUUUCCAUUAUACAAAGUCAAUACAUCUUAUGUAUUUAAAAGCAAAUGGUUCUCUGCAAUUUCAUUUCCCAUGCUGAAUAUUCAUAUAUGCAAUUUUUUUUCCCAGCUCCUACUUGCAUUGUGAAUGGGCCACUAUUCAACAGUUGGAAAAGGACAAACGCAUACACCAGAAAUUGAAACGAUUCAAAACUAAAAUGGCACAAAUGCGACAUUUCUUGCCUGAGGAUGAGGAGUCAUUCAACCCUGAUUAUGUAGAGGUUGAUCGAAUUCUCGACGAGUCUCACAGUGUUGACAAGGACAAUGGGGAGGUAAGUUGACUUUUGAGACCAUCUCUCCCGCAUCCGCAUAUGUAGGUGACGUUUUAUCCCUAUGAGUCACAAUAGUGUCUAAUGCACAUACUUGGCACUUUAAGGGUUCAAACAUACUCUGUCACGUUUCUCCAGCAAUAGUGCCGUUACUUACUUUAAAUGCAACGAGGAAGUGGCAGGAAAUUUGAAAUAGAUCCUUUAUCACUGGUACAUUAUAUAGUCAUUGCUUGACAUAUAUUUUUCAUAUAUACCAGUGUUGGGGUGUGUGUGUGUGUGUGUAAGGCUUUUUUAUAUUUUUGGAUUAAUGUUUUUAAGAAACUUUUGGAUGCAGGGAGGCCCUACAAUCAGUGGUCUCAUUAGCUGAGAUGCAUUCAAGUCUGCAAGAUAAAGCUUUGUAUAAUAUGAUGGGGAAAAAAAAAAAAAAAAAAUAGUCUUGCUAUAUGUAAAUUUUAUUUAUUUACAUAUAUAUAUAUUAGUAUGUUUGUUUUUUUUUUAGUUAUAAAUCCUCUUCAUAUUUCAGUUUAAACAUUUACACUUUUGUACGGUUUUUACAGUUUGAUGGCCUGUCUAGUGCUGCCAUAGAGAUUCACAUAAUUUAACGUGAAAUUGUGGACUUUUUAUGAAUUUUUUACUGUAUUUAGUGUAAUGUAUUCCGUGCUCCUGCGUUCCUGUCUACUGUAUUCUAAGAAUGUUAAACUUGCUGCUUGUUCAUAUCCCUUGAAUUUUAGUGUUGUAAGUACUUUUAGAUUUGGGAAUCUCAUGAAAGAAAUCUAAUCUACUGUUUACAUUUCCUAAUUCGAUGCUGAUAAUGUGUUUUGCGGUUGUGUUGUUCUACCCUUUUUAUUUGUUUUUGAAACUACUUUUAUUUGUGAACCGUCACUGUAUUUACUUUUGUAAACACAGUGACGGUUCCUCUGAUGCCGCUUUUUCUUUCCAUGUUUAUAUCAGCCGGUGGUUUAUUAUCUGGUGAAGUGGUGUUCGCUACCCUAUGAAGAUAGCACAUGGGAACUGAAGGAAGAUGUGGAUGAAGGAAAAGUUGAAGAAUUUAGACGCAUUCAGUCCCGGCUACCCAACCUUAAACGUGUGGUGAGUAACAUAAUACAAUAUAAUGACUACUGAAGGUGAAGUUUCAUAUGCUGUCCCAGCAGUAAAUCGAGUAAGAGUGUAGUUUAUUCAAAUUUGUCACUGGCAAAAAAAAAAAAAAUGUUUUGUCUGAGUAAGCACUGUAAGCUAAAGAACACCCUUUAUUAUUUUGGCUGUUGUAGUAUAGUGGCCCUUUUGUAAUAGCUAGGUUUUCAGCCAGUUGCUUCAGAGAGAAACCGUUAAAGGGCACCAUUAGUGAUGUCCCAAACGGUUCGCCGCGGACGGCGAACAUAUGCGCUGUUCUGUCUGCCCCCUAUUCAUCAUCAUUGAGUAAACUUUGACCCUGUACCUCACAGUCAGCAGACACAUUCCAGCCAAUCAGCAGCAGACCCUCCCACCACCUGGACAGCUCACUAAGAAUGCAGCUUCACAAUGAAUGUAAAAUGGAUGCUGUCCAGGAGGGAGGGUCUGCUGCUGAUUGGCUGGAAUGUGUCUGCUGACUGUGAGGUACAGGGUCAAAGUUUACUCAAUGAUGACAAAGGGGGCGGACCGAAUAGCGCAUAUGUUCGCCGUCCGUGGCGAACCGCUCGGCGAACCAUUCGGGACAUCACUAGUCACCAUUCAACCACAAAACUAUUUUAAUAAUCCUUUGAUUUGUAAGAAAAUAGAUUUUUUUUUUUUUUUUUAAAUUAUAUUUAUUUAUUUUUUUGUGUGUGUUUUAUAGUGUUAAAGUGUUAAAAAAAGAAAUAAAUAGGGGGGAAAAAAACCCUUAUUCCUACAAUUAGUAUAUAGCAUGGUCUUGCUUCACUGCACAGAAGCUGGGAAGACCGUAGGGACUAACUGUCGGUGUGUUUGUAUAUGGCUGAAAUAUCCUGCCCUAUACUAAGUGUAGGUAUUUUUCACAUAUACUUUUUCUAAAAAUGAAAGGAUUGUUGGCUUUAAAAAUGGUUUUAGGGCGACCGUUAUUUCAUUAUUUCUAUUUAAUUUAUGAUGCUUCGUUUCAUUCUGUAGAUUAGCAAGAUUGUAGAAAUGGAUAUUUUGUAUUUGAUGUAGAGUUAUUGAUAUACUUUUAGUCCUCCUCCUUAGCUACUUAAGCAGUUGCAUCAGAUUUGCUGCCUCAUUUCCAGCUGUUCCGAUCACUCAUUUAUUGCAUCUUGCAAAUUCUUGCGUUUUGCUCUAUAUGAAAUGUAGGCAAACAUGUAGAUACACUUUCUGCAGUACGUAUUAGAAACUGUUCUUGUUUUAAAAGUGUCCUUAGAAUUUGGCCUUUGUUCGUGUGAAAUGAAAACCGUUGCACGUGUAACUGUUAAUAUGUCGGUACCAGUAAAGGGUUUUAAAUUAGAAGCAGUUUGAGUAAAUGUGGAUACUGCUUUGUGAACACUGGUAAUUCAGGUAUAACUGUUUUUGUUACAGCCAUUGCGUGUUCAGCAUUCACUGGUCUCAAAAACACUCUUCCUUAUUGUUAAACGAACUGCAUAUAGGGAUUGUCUCAGUGCAUAAAUCUCUCCCUGUCUGUUACCUAUCAAAUCUAUCUGUAGUUAUGUAUGUUUACUGUUUAUGUAGUUAUGUUGCUGUUUACUGUGUAAGAAAUCUAAUCUUUAAUAUCUUUUAUAUGACAUUUGGAGUCUUUUUAAUCUGAACCCACUUGAAAAGGUUAAACAUUUUCUUAGUAGCCAGCAGAACAUCAAGUCAAGUUAGUAUUUCUUUAUCGAGCUACAGGAGAUGUCUCUCUGUUUCUAACAUGAGCUUGGAGUCUGUGUGUUUCUCUACUGAAAACCAUCUGAAGUUGAUAACUUUCUUCUUUGGGGUGGGGUGGGGGGGGUAAAUUUAUGUAUUUAACUUAUUUUUUUCUCAGUUUUGUUAUGUUGUAAGUUUUUGUUUGUUUACGCAUGCUAACAAUAGUGUUCCUUUUAAGUCCCGUCCAGCAGCGACCUCCUGGAAGAAGUUGGAGCUGUCACGCGAGUAUCAAAAUGGGAACCAACUGCGGGAGUACCAACUAGAGGGUGUUAACUGGCUGCUCUUCAACUGGUACAAUCGGUGAGUUAUUGCUACGAAGACCCAGUGUCCACAUGGUUAUUGUUAAAGCCUUUGGUUUCUUCUGAUGUUACUGUUUUCUUUUCCUACAGGCAAAAUUGCAUCUUGGCAGAUGAAAUGGGUCUGGGGAAGACUAUACAGUCUAUCACAUUUCUUCAGGAGGUGUACAACAUGGGUCUGCGGGGACCCUUCCUAGUAAUUGCUCCACUCUCUACCAUCACUAACUGGGAGAGGGAGUUUGCCAGUUGGACACAAAUGAAUACAAUUGUUUACCAUGGCAGCCUGGCUAGUCGGCAAAUGAUUCAGCAAUAUGAGAUGUACUGUAAGGACUCCAAGGUAACGUGUGUUCUCUCUUUUUCACCCUGUAAAAAGAAAUGCAUAUAAGUGAACUAAUUAUUGAUGAUAAGCUUUUAAAGCGGGUGUCGGCAACAUUUUUACACAUGUGUGCUUGAAGCCAUGUCUGCAGAUGGAUUGAGAGCCACCUUAAUCUAUAAAGUAAAAAUAUAAUAAAAAUAAAGAUAAUAAUAGUAAUCUGAUGAUCUUGUGUUGCAUUGUCAUAUAUAAGGAUAGCAAAUUAGAGAGCUAUUUGCUUAAACAGCCAAACGAUUGCAAUUCAUAAACAAAUUUUUUUUUUUUUUUGUGAAGAUAUUUUUUAUUAAAAGUUAAUCAGCAUUGUUUGUGCAAUCACAGUUAGCCGUGUGAGACUCUCAGGUCUUCUAAAUCUCUUACUAGUAUUUGGAUGUGCAGAUCCAACUAAUGAUUGAUUGAUGCAUGUGUUAAUAAACAUUAGGAACAAGCUGUGUGGAUCUGAACAGUAGUAUAACUUAGGGUACGGGCAUCCUCCAUAAGGUCGAUACUAGGAAGUGAAUGCUUUGGGGAGUCACCGUGCUAAUUCUGGUAUUACUCAGUGCGUGAUGAAUUGUAAGUGCAGUGCCAGUCCAUUUGUGUUUAGGGAAGAGCGCUAUGUGCCUGGGAUGCAGAUUGACUAUUAUCGUUUGAUGCUAUUUGUAGGCAUUUGUGUUUGCAAGAUGGCAACAUCGUUGUCAUACGGUAGACUACAGUCAGAGUGGGGUCCGGUCUAACGAGUUCACGGGCACCCAUUGCAACAUAACAAGUACAUUGCAUAACUUCGGUUGACUCGUCUACGUUCCCAGUCAUGGGCGUUUGUCGUCUGCCUUGGUGCAUGUAAAUGGUGCAGGCUAUAAAUGUGCUUAUAAUGCGAACAGGUUGUGGGGGGUUCAGGCAUUCAGCUCUUGGUGUACUAAGAUGUGAGUUGUUGCUAAAUUAAAUGGAGUGCUAAGGGUGGCCCGUUAUUAAUUGCUGUGUUGCCAUUGUGGCAUUGUGCAGUUGUGUAAUAUCAAUGUAUUUAUAUGUUUAAAGAGUUAAAGUGACUGUACAUUGUAAUCGUGGCUUUCAUUUGGAGGUAUGCAUGGGAUAGGAUGUGUAUAUGAUUAAAAAGUUCAUAUCAUUACGUUUUGCUUGCAGUUUUCUUUACAGUAGAAACAGAUAACAGUGGAACCUUUACAACAGCGAGGCUCACAGGCCUCCAUAAAUGUGAAACAUAGUGAGAACAUUGAGCACAGUUAGUAUUGUUCUAUCUGCUGCGAUGGGCCCAUAGGUCCGUAUAAUUGUAUCAUGGCCCUUCUGGGCAUUGUGUCGUCAAUCCCUGUUGGUGUAGUGUGUAGGGCUUACAUUCCUUGCACUUGGGUCUGCAAACCUUUUAACUUUAAAGUUUGGGAGAACAAAGUUAUUACACACCUCUACCAUAUAUGCAAGAUUGGGACCUCUUGCCAUUUCCAGAGCUACAGACCAAUCUUCAUUACCAUCAUAAUCCUUAUUUUCCUAUCUGCAACUAAAAACCAUAACAAUAUAUUCAACCUGUGGCUAAACCAGAGAUAACGGGCUCCAACUCAGUCUUUAAAGAAAAAUUUUUUUACUUAUAAAUAACCCUGAUCAAAAAAGUAUUGUACUUUUGUUAAGUUAGAAUAAAUGACUUUGGAGCGGAAAAACCUUUGGGGUUUCAUAAAGGCUUAUCACAAGGACGUCUGCUAUGAACUAGAGCAAGACUUAUGGACCAAUAUGGUAUUUAGAACUCACAAGGGUCUCACUCCAUGCACCUCUCACCAAGAACUCCUUCAAAAAAUUAUGUAUAGGUGAUAUUUGGUGCCAGCACGGUUACAUUACAUAACUCCAGGAAACUCAGCAUGCUGCAGUUGCAAAUUUGGAACGGGUACAAUGCUUCACAUCUUGGUGGGCUUGCCUAAAAAUCCAAAGGCACUACACCUGAUACAUGCAGCCACUCAAUAUCAGAUACCUUUAAAAAGUGGAAACGUUUCUCUCCAGCAUACCCUCCUCCCCCAGACAUGCCAAGACCCCAAACAAAACUGGCAUUCCACUAGCAGCUAGCACACUCCCAGUCCGAAACUGGUGUACGAAUUGUGUCCCCCAAGAGCAGGAACUGAUUUAGCAGAUAUCCGUUAAUCAUAUGAAUGAAUGUUCAAAGCAGGGUGCAGGACCACCAAUAAAGCUUGCGAGAUGUUGACCACAUUCAUUGAUUCGAACUCCAGACAAUGUACCAAAUCCAAAUGCACAACCAUAAUUAGUGCCCCUCAAGAUAACCCACGGCAAAUAACAAAUAUAGCACUUCAUUAUUCAUAAUUAAUACCUCCAACCAUUGGUUUACCUGCUAACAAAUGUAAGUUCAUACUUAUUUUAAAAGUUUUUUUCUGUUUUAAAUUUGUAUUGUAUCUAUGCCUAAUUGUCAGAUGGGGAAAAAGAUGUUGCCUUGAUAAGGUUAACUACCGUUCUAAUAUAUAUAUCCAAUGAAAACACCCACUUUUACAUGCUCACAGCCUUGUGGUCUGUGUGGUUGCUGGGAUCACUGUACAGCUUACAUUUGCACCUGGUAUUGAUGCCGGAGCUGCAGGGAAAUUGCAUCCCAGCUACUAGCACGCGGAAGAGCUUUACAGGAAGAGCACAGAGACUUAGAAUUUUUCGGCAGAUAAGAACCAUUCGGCCCAUCUAGUCUGCCCAAUUUUCUAAAUACUUUCAUUCGUAGGCUGGUGAGAGAACUCAGUGGGCUAAUGCAUCGUCAGUAGAAUCUGUUCAACCCUUAGGACCCUUAUGUAUUUACUAUGCUACAAUAUCUACAUAACAUUUAAAACACAAAUAAAAAUGUUUAGCCUGAAGAGGGUGUACAUUGUCAACAAAUGAAACAUUAGGCAGCUCAGUGGGUUAAUAAAUCAUCAGUAGAAUCUGUUCAACCUGCAGGUUCAAAUCCCGGCAGGGUUGACUCAGCCCUUGAUCCGUCUGAGGUAGAUAUGAGUACCAUUAACCCCUUAAGGACCAAACUUCUGGAAUAAAAGGGAAUCAUGACAUGUCACACAUGUCAUGUGUCCUUAAGGGGUUAAAUUGUGUAAUAGUAACAACCCCUGGAUGUUGGGCUAAAGUAACAACAUCCCCAGGACAUACUUGAAAACCAGAGUAAUCUGAAUGUACCUUUCCUGCCUUAUGCUUAUCCCACGCCUGCUUAAACUCCUUCACAAGUAAGUAUACCACUCCCUCCAGCUCUGGACUAGACAGUAGUAUAUUUGGGCAGAGUAGGUACUAGGCACAUGUUGUGCAGGUGCCUACUCUGUCUUAUUAAAAGCAACAAGGCACAGAGCAGUUUUGUGAAACGCUCUCCUGGGGCAUCCGAAGACCGCAAAAUGUUACUUUUGGCAAAGUAGGCAGCUGGCACCCACAUGACCGGUGCCUACUCUUCCCCCUAAAACUCUGUCACUCUUUGGGGGAAGCAUGCACACAUAAGUACCACAUAUCGUUCUAUAAAAUCUAAAGAAUAUUGUAUAGGACCACAUAUCUUGAAUGGAGAUCCUUCUUUAAGAGGUCUUAUGACCCUGUAGGUGACAUGCACUUUGCUUUCACCAGUGCAUCUUCUUGAAAUUAGCAUGGCAUUAAAUGACAUGCAUUCACAUGCAAUUUUAUAAUGACUGGUACAUUCAUGAAGAAAUCCAGCAGAUGUUUGGAGUUUUGCACUCGGUAUAUGAUGAAUCUAAUAAAACCUCUCUAAUUGCAUACUUUUGUAUUAAUUGUCACAUUGUCCUCUCCAUCCGUAGGGGCAUCUAAUUCCUGGAGCCUACAAGUUUGAUGCUUUAAUCACUACCUUUGAGAUGGUGCUGUCUGAUUGUCCCGAGCUCCGUGAAAUCGAAUGGCGCUGUGUCAUCAUUGAUGAAGCACAUCGACUGAAGAACAGAAACUGCAAAUUGUUGGACAGUCUGAAGCACAUGGAUCUGGUAAGAGUAUUUUAAGAUAUUUAUUCUGCCUUUUAAAACGAUGACAGGUUGGGGGUGAGGAGGGUGGGGGAGGUUGUAUUAUGUGUUUUUAUAUUUUAGGCUAAAUUGUCAUUGAUAAUGUUCAGGUGUAAAUUUAAUGUUCUGGGUGCUAGGGAUUGCCCCAUUAUAAAAAAAAAAAAAAAUUUAAACUGAUUCUCAAAUUUGGUUAAAAACCUAGUUACAGUGCCCAGAGUCAUUUGACAAAAUAAUCUAUACAUUGAACUGUCUUCAUUGAAUAAUCUCUACAUUGAACUGUUAAAAAAUAAACAAAUCGCAACCUACAUUACAUCGUUUUGUGUCUUUAGGCAUUCUAAAGUCAAGAAAUUUGGAUAACUAUGGGUGAUAAAUUAUUUUGCAGUACAUUGCUUAAUCCUGAAUAAGAUUAUAUAUAUUUUUUUUUUACCAUUUUAUUUCAGGAGCAUAAGGUGCUUUUGACUGGGACACCUUUACAGAACACAGUGGAAGAGUUAUUCAGUCUUCUCCAUUUCCUGGAACCCACUCAGUUUGCCUCUGAAUCAGAGUUCCUUAAAGAUUUCGGAGAUCUUAAGACAGAAGAACAGGUACGUUUUACGGCUUCUUUUUUUUGGGAGGACACACCUCCCUCCCAAUUAUUAACAGUGCGUAUUCUGAUAUUUUUUUUUUUUCUCAACAGGUUCAAAAAUUGCAAGCUAUACUGAAGCCGAUGAUGCUGAGGCGACUGAAGGAGGAUGUGGAGAAGAACCUUGCACCAAAGCAAGAGACUAUCAUUGAGGUGGAGUUGACCAAUAUUCAGAAGAAAUAUUACCGAGCCAUCCUAGAGAAAAACUUCUCUUUUUUGACUAAAGGAGCCAGUCAAUCAAAUACCCCUAACCUGCUCAACACAAUGAUGGAAUUAAGAAAGUGCUGCAACCAUCCCUACCUCAUCACUGGUAUGAGCUAUUGAUAUCCCCCACAAUUAUUUAUCUGAAUUUGUUUCUUAUACAACGCUCAUGCAUACUGGUGUAAUGAAUUAAUUUGUGCACAUCACAGGUCUUUUAAUUUGUAUGCCCUUCUAUCCCCAUAUUUUCCCUCUUUCCUUUUCAGUCUCUGUGUUCAUGCUUUUUCUGCUCACUCUAUGCCUCUUAUUCUCUCCAGCCUGUCUUUCUGUAUUUUUAUAGGGUUAUUCAUUAAAGUGAGAAUUGCUGGGAAUUCAAAGUAAAUUUCUCAUUUGAGGCCAAAAUAACCUAGACACAUCCUCUAGAUUUGGCUACUUUGACCUCACAUUUGAAAUUAACUUUUGAAUUAAUUUAGAAUUUCCAACAAUUAUCACCUUAGUGAAUAACCAUUUCUCUAUUCAUCAAGUGUCUACUUCUAGUUUAAGAGAGACAGGCAAAGACCUUUACAAAUCUGUUGGAAACUGGGAAGACGUUUAAGAAACACAGACAGCCUAGGGAGAAAUUUAGGGAACGAGGAUGAAACCGUGAGACUAGGAAGACAUUUAGGGAAAGGAUACAGGCCAGAGAGGCCUCAGUAUAUUUCACAUUUUUGCUGGAAAUUUCACUUUGCAUUAUAUUUAGUUUUUCUAAUAUCCUAAUUACUGUUAAGCCUAUAUACUAUCAAAACACAGUCUUUGACGCUAUGUUUAUUUAUGCUAUGCCUUUUUUUGUAUCCACAUAAUGAUUCAUUUUGCUUCACUCUCCCUUGUAAACCCAUCUUUAGUUUAGCUCUAAUAAUGGUAACGAUCACCUUCCCAGCUGUUUUGUGGUGUGUUCUGUAGAGUCCCUUUGCUUUAAAUGUGUUUUUUUUUUUUUUUUUAAAUACUCAUUUGUCAGUUUUCUCUUUUGUCUUAAAUGUUUGUCAGUAUUUGUGUGUAAUAUUAUCUGAUGGUACUAUGGAUUGUGUUUCUCCCUCCCCCCCUCCCCCGCCCCCCUCUCCCCCGGUUUAUUUUAUAUAUUUUCCUCUGUUCAUAUGCUUUGUCAGCUGUUGGAAAUAUUUUUAUAUUCACAAUAUAAUGGCAACAAUGCCUUAUUAAAAAGGGAUUGUAACCCUUGGUUAGUUGUUUAUUCUCAUACAGAAAAAAAUUACUUUCUUCUCAAUGCCGCAGCAAACAGACAUGGAUCCUUGGCAGAGUACCAGCCACAGACUGACACCACAGUGUAACCUUAUAUAUAGCUUUAUAUUUUUACCAGUUUGUUUUUUUCAAUUUUGAUUGCCAAUUGGUAUAAGGACAACAACAAUGGGAAAGAUGAGGAAUGAGGAUAGAGCAGUUACUUGUGUUUGUGUUUUUUGUUUUUUUUGUGUAAGUAUGCUUUUUCCAUUCCUAAGUCAGGAAUAUAAUUCACUAUCUCUAUUAAAGUUGUUGUUGUCAGAGUUGUUUGGGCUUGAGGCUGCUGAAAUUUUCAAACCUGUAUUAAUCCUCGCCUUUAUUCUACUGUAUAAAUGAAACUCAAAGUAUAAGCCUAUACCCCUCUGUUGCAUUUCCUGUGCCAUUAAAAAAAAUAAAAAAUUCAAAGAAAGCAUAACGUAAAUAGAUUGGGGUAGAAUAGAUGGAAGGGAUGAAAAAGAGGAGGCGGGGUUUCUUUUGGGAAACAAGCAAGUAAUGUUUGUAAGUAACCUUCCUUGUGUUUUACUUUAAAUACUUCACAUGGAUAUGCAUUUAUUUGUGUUUGUUUUUGUUUUCUUUGCCGUUUCUCUCUGCCUAGGAGCUGAAGAAAAGAUCCUUUCUGAGUUUCGGGAAGCAACCCCAGUGAUUCCUUAUGACUUUCACCUGCAGGCUAUGGUGCGCUCCUCUGGAAAAUUAGUGCUCAUUGACAAGCUGCUGCCCAAGCUAAGGUCUGGAGGCCACAAAGUUCUAAUCUUCUCUCAAAUGGUGCGCUGUCUUGAUAUAUUGGAGGACUAUCUGAUACAGAGAAGGUAAGCAUUAAACAGCCCAGUCAAUCUAUCCUGUAAACACAAAGCUUGGUUGUGACAGCCCAAUCACUAGAACUGUGUGUGUGACCAUAUAUCUUCACUUCUCCUUAGAUAUCUGUAUGAGAGGAUAGAUGGUCGGGUCCGUGGCAACAUGCGUCAGGCAGCCAUUGAUCGCUUUAGUCGUCCAGAUUCAGACCGUUUUGUGUUCCUGCUGUGUACACGUGCAGGUGGCCUUGGGAUCAAUCUUACAGCUGCAGAUACCUGCAUUAUCUUUGACUCUGACUGGAACCCUCAAAAUGACCUUCAGGUAUUCCAUCGUUAUCAUUGGUGCUGGCAUCUGUGGCUUCUAUUUAGUAUGAAUUUGCCUAGCUAACUGAAUUACAAUUCUUUCUCUAUUGUUCUUUUCAACUAAUCAGAACAUUUUUCCUGCAAACAGGCACAAGCAAGAUGUCAUCGUAUUGGCCAGAGCAAAGCAGUUAAAAUUUAUCGUCUCAUAACCCGAAAUUCAUAUGAGAGGGAAAUGUUUGACAAGGCCAGUCUGAAGCUUGGCUUGGACAAAGCUGUGUUGCAGUCAAUGAGCGGCCGAGACAAUCACAUGAGUGGGGUGAGGAACCAAGGGAAAUUGUGUGUAGUAAGGAAGUGUACUGUAGUACAUGUCUACCAGAAGACUUUUUCAGAAAUACAUUUGCAACAAAUUUUAUUUUCAGUUUUAUCACUUAUAACAUAUUGUGACCUUGGAUUGGAAUAAAGUGGCAUGGAUGUAGAUUAUUAUUAUAUUAAUGUGUGUGCUGAAAUCAAGAAUAAAAUGAGGGAAAUAUGCAACAGACUGCUCAUUUACAGUAAUAAUUAAACAGAAUUAAAAGAUGUCUGCCUGUAAACUCUCUCCAACCAGAAUUGGAGAGGUGUACAGUUUACUGGACUUGUUGCUUGCCAUGAACUAAACUUUGGCACAGCUGAUUGAAGAUAUCCAAUCACGUUUUAUACAAUUGCUUUUUUAGCCCAUCCAACAAUUUACAAAGAAAGAAAUUGAAGACUUGCUAAGGAAAGGAGCCUAUGCAGCUAUCAUGGAUGAAGAUGAUGAGGGUUCCAAGUUUUGUGAGGAAGAUAUUGACCAGAUUCUGCAGAGAAGAGCCACAACAAUUACUAUUGAAUCAGAGGGAAAAGGCUCCACUUUCUCAAAGGUAUGGGGUUUUUUUUGUUUUUUUUUUACGUAGUGCUGUAUUUGACCAUUUACGCGGAAAACAAAAAACAAGAUCUAAAAAAUAUUUUGUUCAAAAUAAUGAAAAAAUACAACCAUGCUUAUUCAUUAGAGGGACAGUAUAGUCGCCAAAACAAGUUUAGCUUAAUUAAGCAGUCUUUGUGCAUAGAUCAUGCCUCUGAAGUCUCAUUGCUCAAUUCUCUGCCAUUUUAGAAGUUAAAUUACUUGUUACUCUUUAUGCAGCGCUAGCCGCACCUCCCCAGACUGUGACUGACACAUCCUGUAUGAAAAAAACAACCGUUUUUAAUCAGAUGUAACUUACUUUAAAAGUUUUUAUCUUCUGCUCUGUAAAUUUAACUUUAAUUACGUAUAGGAGGCUCCUAUAGAGUGUAGCAAGCUAAUAACAGAGCAGGAGAUAAUAAAUUCUAAAUUAAACGGCAUUUGCAACAAAAAGUGUAAACAUUAGAUGUCACUUUACAGGAAGUGAUCAGGAAGGCCGCGCAUGUUACAUGCCGGGAGGUGUGACUAGCGCUGCAUAAGCAAAUGGAUUUUACUCAUAAAUGGCAGUGAAUUGUAGAUUAUGCUAACGUAGUGUACCAAUAAUCUUAAUUUUAUCACAUGACAGGAGGCGUCAUAUUUUGCAUAACUUUCUUUACUUUAUGCCUCCAGCAGCACAAGUCAAUCAGAAAAAACUUUAAAUCAAUUAGUAACAGGCAUCACAUCCAUAUAUAAAGCCCUGACAGACACAUGACUUCCUCUUUCUUUGAUGCGAAAAACGGUCUAUUAUAACGUCGGGGAAUUCAAAUAACAGUCCUGAGUAACGUGUAGCACAUAACUUGAAAUGAAACUUGAAACCUUCCAGCUUUAUCUUGUCGAAUCCAUCUAUGAUGAUAACACUGAAAAGAACAGAAAUAAGUGAAAGGUGAUGGAAACACACUGUUUUCCACAUUAAAUCCAGUACUAUACGUGUCUAUAUUUAUAUUAAGUUAAUAUACUGAAACAUUAAACAACCAUAAUAUAGUUAAUCAACACGGAUCUAACAUAUGUCAACCAGAUAAGCAUCCCAUAAAUAUACUGAAAUACCACAACCAUAUAAUUACACUGAGAAAAUGACAAUCCAGAAUAUUAAAAUUUUCCAAGGUACAGGGAGGGAAAAUAUUCGCCUCCUGUCAUUAUUAAAAUUAAGAUUAUAGGUACACUACGUUAGCAUAAUCUACAAUUUUUAUCACAUGAUAGGAGGCUUCAUAUUUUGCAUUUUUAAAGCUGUGGUAUUAGCGAGAAGGAUGCGUGUGUGGUUUGACGAAAAUAAAUAUACGGAAGUAGUCUAUCCGUGUCCAAUGCGUCGCUGUAAAAUAUAGAGGCCCCCCUCCACCCCGCUAGCGAUAACAACCAAUGAACACAUCUAGACAGUGUUCGUGGUAACUGGCUUGUAUGGUUGGUAUAAGACCAGCAGAUGCCCUGAAUGUGACAAUCUAAGUGUUGUCGUGAUCUCCAUGUAACGAAGUACCACUUUAACUGCACAAAGACUGGGAAACCGCCGGGAACAGGGUAAGAUACGGACGCGGAUAAGAUUUAGUUCUACGAGACACCGUAGAAAUCAUUUGUUCUGUUGAUACCAAAAAGACCUAAAAGUAACGUGACUAUGGCUGACGGAGGGAUAGGUUAUCCAAAAGAACCAAAUCAAAGUCCCACAACAGUGAUACUUUGACGCAUGGUUCUGGACAGUUUGAUACCCCGCAGAAAGCGGCAUAUCAAAGGCUCCUGAUCGACCGGAGUGUCGUGAAUCGUACUAUGCGUUCUCGAAAUCGCGGAACGUAUCCCGUUAAUGGAACGGUCCGAACAUUCGAUCGGGCCGUAGCGAGAAGGUAUGAUAAAGAUUCAGCAUCGAGGAGAUAGGGGUAGUAAAGGGAUCGCAGUCCCUUCUCAUACACCAGCGACUCCAGGUGUUCCAUGCGGAUAAGUUAUUUCGGGGAAUACCUGGUGUCCAUGAGUCCCAUAAUAGGUCUCUAGUUGGUUGCGAUAGUCCCUUGACGUACCAGUCUUCCCUGAAAGACACCAAUCCACCAACUCCAGACUCUCCUGCAUUAUCAAUGGAUGAUGUUCUCCUUUUGGAUCUGCCCUAAGGCAAGUUAAAACUGAAGGAGCAGAGGAUGAUCCCGAUUAAGGACAACCAUUCUGGGUGCCAUGCUUGACUCCUUUACCGCGGUAAUUAGUACUAUCGAAGUCUUCGCUAUUCUGAUCCCAAUUUCAUAGGUGUAUUCGGAUCUCGGGUAGUGAGCUUUCAGCGGUCCUGGGAAAUAGUCAAAGGGUUAUGGUGCCUUUCCGCCGUACCCGUCAAAUUUCCUUACGAAUCGUCGCUAUCAAUGAUGUGGAAAGGUGUAAUCUGGAAUCUAUUCCGAAGUAGAGGAACUGAAUCACUCGGGACUGGGAUCGAACCGACUACUCUCUGUUCACUAUGAAUCCCAACAAUUCCCAAAACUGUAAACCUAUAUCUCGUCUGUAAACGUAGUCAGGAAUUGGAUUUGCAAAGUCAGUGUGGCGAAAGCCGCCUCGCCACUGGACAUUGGAGAGGCCUGGCUGCCCGCCACCUACCUGCUGACUAUGGCCCCUGGUAAAUUUGUACUUUUGAAUGCAAUAUUUGGGCAUGUGGUAUUUUAUAUUGCUGCUACUGGCCCUUUAAGGGCCAUCCGUGGACAUAUUAUGAAUUUUUGGGAACAAUAUCCCUUUAAGACUUUUGUAGCAGAUUACAGUAAGAAUGUCUUUUAUAUGAUGUAUGUUUCUGUGUGUUCGGCUAAAUUGUAUAUGUGUAUGCAGCAUUCCCCUGAUUGUUCGGUAGAAUCACUCCAUUCAUUAUAUUGAGUGAGACUACCAAACAACCAGACCACCCAGGAAUAAGUGUGCCUACAAUUACCGUUUGCAACAAUGUUGCAACCGGGUAAUUGGCAAUCUAUGUAAUGUGUUCUUUGUCCACUGGGUGGCCGCCAUUUGGGAAACAAACACGUGGCGGCGGUCAUCUUAAACUCCCGAACAGCGGUGUUUUGCAGUCGAGUGUCUGGAACUAAAAUCGGACACUCGACUAGGCAAACACCGCUGAGACCUCCAGACUUCCAGCAAUUCGUGCAGAAACUACCGAACGGCCCACCGUUCGGUAGAGAGGAUCCCACGAACAAGGGGAUUCAUACGAAUCCUCCCGAAGCUCCAUAACCCAGUUAAUUGGUGUAAUUCAUUCCCUUUUCUGUGACCGAUUGAAGGGCCAGAAUAUAUGGAACUAUUUUCGGUUACUUUUGCCAUGUAGUCGGUCAAAACUUUAACCCUCCAUAAUUCCCGAACCCCUGCUCCGAUCUGGGUGAUUUUUGGAUAUGUGUCUCACCCAUAUCAGGGCUACCAGGGGAUGUAACAUUUAAAGGGGUAACCCUAUGUUUAGGGGUACAUCCAGUAACCCAGGGAAUUUGUGUCUGGACUAAUGGGAUUAUGUGUCACACUAAGGAGAGGAGAUGUGUGGGAGGUAAGUGGUACAUUAUUGGCUGGGGUACUAAUUGUUGUGGAUCCCUCCCUUGCAUGGGAGAAUGUCUGUCUUAAAAGGAGGUUGUGUGAAUAAAUCUAGAGAUUCUGCUUAACCCUCAAAACGAAGUGUCGUCUCGUUAUUGGGGGAAUGGGAUUGUAUGCUGACUGCCAGGAGUGUAACCCUUUCGUAUGGUUUUCCUGUUCGGAUAUCUCCAGUGUUCAUGUGUUUCCAGUUCGGGAGAUCGGUGCUUACAGUAGCUGUUGGUGUAUCUGGAAAGGGGAAUAUCGCCUAAACGGUUUUUAACCUCUGGUGAGCAAAUGGUCCGUUACAGUCAGUAAGUCGUCUAGGUAUGCGACAGCGGAUACCCUUUGCUCUUCAGUGCGCCGUAACCGGCUUCAGAAACUUCAUGAGGCACCAUAUGAACCAGUAGGUAAGUGCCCUUCAAAUCCAACCUUUCGAACCCCUUUCGAGGAGUAGACCCCUAAUAGAUGGAUACCUUCCUUCUUGAGGUGUCGGUACGCCCCAAAACCAUUGGGUUGGAGUAGGUUGAUGACUGGGCGGUAGUCUCCUGUCUUCUUCCUUACUACCAAACCGUUGCUGAGAUAAAUGGUUCUCCAAACAAUAGUCCGUCCGCCUGAGGUCCUCGCUCUUUCAUCCCUAACUUCAAUAGUUUGAAAUCCACCUGUCUGCCUUGCGUUCCCCAACCUACAUACUGCCCUUUGCACCCAUUCCCUCACAUCGUGAGCUUCUAUAGGUGAGUCUUGGGUGGGGGUCAGGUCCGCAAAGCAUAGAAUUUUUUUCCCGGGGUUGAUCAUGUCCAGUAUUUCAUCCUAACUCGUUUUGAGUCCUUCUCCUACACCUUUACAUGGACCCCGGCCUGAUCGGGACAUAAAUAUCACCACAGUGAUACCAAGCACCAUGGUGAGGACUAUCUUGUUUGGCAAUAGAGGGCGUGGGCAUUCCACCCUGAGCUUGUCUCUGAUUUCUUUUCCCAUAGGCCUCCUGAGCCAGAAGUGGGCAAAGUGUGCCCGGUGCUCCGGUAAACCCCAUUCGGAUUACCCUAGGUGUCAGGUGGUGCGUGAGUCAAAACAAGAGUGUCCAGUGUGCCAAAGAAAAGCCUUUCUUGCUAGGCGGGUCUUGUCACUUUACCUCUUCAGAUGGAGACUCUUCUGCUCUCCAUUCUUUCAUGAUCUCCAGAGAAGGGGGAGGGAUGAAGUCCUCGUCCCCUGAUGAUGGAGCCUGAGAUGAUUAAUGGACAGGACGUUCUGAGAGAUAGCUCCGCUAAAACGGGGAGUUCCCUUUCCCCUUUGGAGAAGCCGUGUUGGAGCCCUUCCAAUGGUGUUUAGAUAAGGUGUCCGACCUAAUGUCCGUAUCUCCAGCUUCCAUUGGUGGUGGUGCCGUUGCACCCGCCCUGUCGGAUGGGUUGUAAGCCAGCAUAUUGGCGAGGACUUCUUCCCCCAAAGCUGCCAUGGCGGCCUUAAUCCUCGCCUGAAAAUCGGUCGGGGAUAUUGAGGGAAGUCCGACAUGUUGGUUCACACCCUUCGGUCUAUGAGAGACAGGAUCGUACAACAGUACACUUAUUGCCACUCAGUGGGCCUCCGCAUAUAACUGUGGUCACCCAGAAUUUCGAUCAAUCAGUACCACUUUCACAGGAUCCGGGGAGUGGUCUGAGAAUGAGGACACCCUCAGUAAGACCAGGAUGAGCAGUCUGCAAUGUGGGGACGUAGCCCGAGUAUGGGAGACGUGAAAGCCUCAAUAUGUAUAAUCCGAAGGGGGUCAUCCUUAUAUGGCCUAGAAUUGUGGAGUUUUGGCAGCACUGUGUUUUCCUUCUCGGUUAAAGGAAGGGCGUACAGAUCCCCCAGUUGAAGCAUAGAGGUGCCGGAAUACAUGCAUCUAGUGCGCCCUGGUCUGUGCAUACCAUGACAGAGCGUACUCUGAAGGUAGAAGCCCUAAAAAGGGCGCAGGGGUCACCCCGUCCGGCAGGGGGGGCCACCCCUUUGUACGUAUGCCACUAGUACUGGAGUAAGACUCGCUUGGGGUUCACCCAGCGUAGGGGGGUCACCCCUGUAUGGAUGUCUAUUAUGGCAUGUUGGGACACUCUUUCGGUCUGGGGUACCGAACAGGUGUCAGGUACGGUAGUACACUUAUUGCCACUUAGUGGGCCUCUACGUACGACUGGGGGUCACCCAGAAUUGUUUCAGUCAGUACCACUUAGAGAUUUCCUGGGAGUGGUCUGAGGAGGGGGUCACCCUCAACAAGACCGGGAUGAGCGGUCAGUAAUGUCGGGACGUAGCCCGUGUAUGGGGAGGUAUGGUAGCCUCCAAAUUAUCCAAGGGGUCACCCUUAUGGGAUAUAGUACUGUGGAGAAUUGGCAGCACUGUGAGCUCUCCUUCCUGGCUCUGUCGAUAUACACGUAUCCAGUAUGUCCCGGUCUGUGCAUACAGUAACAGAUUGUACUCCGUGGAUAUGAGCCCGUCCUAGCGUGUGGGGGUUCCCCCCAGUAUAUGUAUGUCACUAGGACAGGAAUCAGAUUCGCUUGGGGGUCACCCAGUGUAAGGGGGGUCACCCUUGUACCACAAUGUCACUUUGGAGAGGUGUCUGCCACGCUUGGGGGUCACCCAGUGUAAGGGGGGUCACCCCUGUUAAUCACUCCGUUAUUUGCCUCCACUACUGUGUCCUGGGAGCUGUAUCCCUGUGGGGAAGGAGUGUAUCCAGUGGUUGUGAGGUCCAGUGUGAGUAGGGAGAUGAGUAAGUUAUCAGCUCUAUUUAAUUUCUCUGCCAGCAGAUAGAGUAAUGCAUCCACUAUAUGCCCACAGCAGGGAACAGUCCAUUCAUAAUCCUCCAGACGUACAAUAAAACUGUUAUUCAACAUGAGAAUUGUAUAGAACAGAAUAGAGCAAACUGCCAGCAGACAUGAGUACUGCAUCCUCUAUAUGCACACAGCAGGGAUCAGUCCUAUAUAUUAAUGCAGAAUUACAUAUAAAACUUCUAUUUCACAUGCCAAUGAAAUAUGACAGUAUAGAGCUCAGCAGUGAACAGUCCAUUCAUAAUCUUCCAGAAAAGGUACAUAUAAAACCUUUAUUCCACAUGCCCAUGAUAUGUAUUAGUAUUGAGCUCAAAAGUAUUUGUAAAACUUUUAUUUCACAGGAAAAAUAUUUUAAACAGUACAGAUCUAGCUGCCAGUUCAUGGGAAUCACGAACUGGCUAAACGACAUGACCGACUUGAAUCUUGCGAGUGCCGCGAAAUUCAAGAUGGCCGCCGUUCGCACGCAAAAGCGCCGUGCGGCCUGCGAUCAAGGAUACGAUCGCGGCCCGCCGGUAUGGAACAGUCCCCUCGACACCUCCAACCCCCAGAGACCUGAAGUCCCAGCACCAGUGAAUAAAAACCGCGCUCGCGAUAAAACGCUGCGAUCCGUGCGAGACCAGAGUAAUGCAUAGGAAAGAAAAGGUGCCAGCAACAGAAAACCAAACAGGCUAAUAAAGCAGAAAAUACAGAGUUAAUUCGGGGGAAGGGUAACAGGGGGAGAAUAUCACACUAUACAAGUCCAAAUGGAAGGCAAGUGCAAAAUAAUGAAAAACGUUUAGGUCAAGAUGCAGGACAAGCUAAUAAAGUUUAACUAAAGUGGCCAUGCAUAUCCAGAAACAGUUUGGAGCAAAACUGAAUGUCUAGCAUUAAAAAUCUAAUUAAAGUGACCAUAGCAAUAUUAAUAAAAACAGUUGGAACAAACUGAAAGUCAAUUAAUAAAGCUUAAUUAAAGUGACCAUUGCAAUAUCCAGAAAACCAGUUUGGAUUAAAACUGAAUGUCUAGGAUAAGGUGUCUAACUAAAGGGACCAUAGCAAUAUUAAUAAAAUAACAGUUUAGAGCAAACUGAAUGUUAAAGGACCACUCUAGGCACCCAGACCACUUCAGCUUAAUGAAGUGGUCUGGGUGCCAGGUCCAGCUAGGGUUAACCCAUUUUUUAAUAAACAUAGCAGUUUCAGAGAAACUGCUAUGUUUAUUAAUGGGUUAAGCCUUCCCCCUAUUCCCUCUAGUGGCUGUCUCAUUGACAGCCACUAGAGGCGCUUGCGUGCUUCUCACUGUGAUUUUCACAGUGAGAGCACGCCAGCGUCCAUAAGAAAGCAUUGUAAAUGCUUUCCUAUGAGACCGGCUGAAUGCGCGCGCAGCUCUUGCCACGCGUGCGCAUUCAGCCGGCGGGGCGUAACGGAGGAGGAGAGGAGGCAGAGAGCUCUCCGCCCAACGCUGGAAAAAGGUAAGUUUUAACCCUUUUCCCCUUUCCAGAGCCGGGCGGGAGGGGCACCCUCAGGGCACUAUAGUGCCAGGAAAACGAGUAUGUUUUCCUGGCACUAUAGUGGUCCUUUAAGCAAUACAUGUUUAACUAAUGACAAUUUGCAAUAUCAGUAAAACAGUUUGGAGCAAAAUAUCUGACCUGUGCCUUGGCUGGUAAGCAGCAAAGAAAGAGGAAGUCAUGUGUCUGUCAGGGCUUUAUAUAUGGAUGUGAUGCCUGUUACUGAUUGAUUUAAAGUUUUUUCUGAUUGACUUGUGCUGCUGGAGACAUAAAGUAAAGAAAGUUAUGCAAAAUAUGAAGCCUCCUGUCAUGUGAUAAAAUUAAAGAGACUGCAUAGGCAUGAUCUAUACACCAAAACUGCUUCAUUAAGCUAAAGUUGUUUUGGUUACUAUAGUGUCCCUUUAAGAUCCUCCAACCACCAAGAGUGAGAAAUUACAGUAUACAGUAAUCGGUAUAUAUGGAAAUAAUUAAAUGGUUACUUCAACCAAAAUAUUUUUUUCAUAAAAUACUAUUUUUGAUUAAAGUAACCUUUGCUGUGUUUUUCCAGCCACUCUCCCAAUUAAAAAAAACAAAAAAAAGCGGAUAGCACCUCAGUGGCCAAGUUUUCCCCCUUAGCCUGACCCUCCUCCACUGCCAUCACUCCCCCUCCUUGGUGGAGGAGAGAUAUCCGGAAGAGCAGGCAAAGGGGAGAGGGCCGUGUUGCAAUUGGACGCAUGUCGUCAGCAUGCAGUGCUUGGUGAUGUCAGACGUUCUUUAUGCACUGGAUUAACAAUAGCCACCCAAAACUUUUUUGUUCUGGGUUGGUUAGUGAAGCCCCAAUGUUGCUGCCAGAAGUGGACUUAUAACGUUGGCAAUAGAAGGUUUAAGCUUUGUGUGUGACACAUUUAAGAAGGAUGAUACUUAGACUUUGAUAGCACUGACCCCACUUAGUGCAACCAUAAGAUAUGUAAACUAGCUUGCAGCAGCUCAAUUAUUUGUUUCUGUAUACAUUUAUUUGAGCUCUUUCUUGGAGCAUGAAAUAUUAACAUUUUAUAGAGUAACUUUGAUUUUGCCUAUUGUAUAUCAUGUGAUGAAAAAGCUGCUUACCUAACUCUGCUCCUCUAUUUACUACAGGCUAGUUUUGUGGCUUCUGAAAACCGAACAGAUAUAUCACUGGAUGAUCCCAACUUCUGGCAGAAAUGGGCCAAGAAAGCAGAUUUAGAUCUGGAUCUUCUCAACAGCAAGGUGAGUGCACCUUUGUCUGAUGGAAUUCUUUAAAAGAAUAGAGGGUUUAACUGGUAUUCCUGUAUAAAUACAAGGCAAACUUUAAAAUGCUGAUAUUUUUGUACUUCAAUAACUGUUAGUGAAAGUUAUUUUGGUAGAUGCACUACAAAACUUUUGGUUAUACUCUCAGAUACUACUCUUUUUGAAGUAUUACUUGUCCUUUGAAAAAAGCUAUUUAUUUAUUGCUUGUUUAUCUUAAGAACACCCUUGUAAUAGACACACCCCGCAUCAGAAAGCAGACUCGACACUUCAGUAAUAAGGAUGAUGACAUGGUGGAGUUUUCAGACUUGGAAAGUGAUGAUGAUGAUCGGCCACGAGCUCGAAGACAAGAGAGAAAGCAUGGCUAUGGGCGCACUGACUGUUUUCGCGUGGAGAAGCACUUGUUGGUAUAUGGGUGAGUUCCAAACUCCUUCUUCUUUUUUUUUUUUUUUCUUUUUUUAGCACUGUGUAUUUUGAUGAAACUGGUUUGUAAAAAUAGCUGCUACACCAAUAUUGUAUAGUAUUCUUAGAAUUCUAUUCUGAUUCCUGCUUUAUUGGUUAGAAUAAAUUCGAUAAGCUUUAAUACUGGUAUCUUUUCUUUAACUAGCUGGGGCCGCUGGCGGGAUAUACUCACUCAUGGUCGCUUCAAACGUGGGAUGACUGAGAGGGAUGUAGAGAGGAUAUGCAGAGCAAUUCUUGUGUAUUGUCUUCUUCAUUAUCGGGGGGAUGAGAACAUCAAAAGCUUUAUAUGGGACUUGAUUACCCCAGCAGAGAAUGGAAAAACCAAGCAGCUACAGAACCAUUCUGGUAAUCCUCACACAUUGUGGAGUAGGCUGGAAGCUGCACAUACACAUUGCUUUUACUUAUACUAAUUAAGUACCGUUUCCUCUCCAAAUACAGGCCUCUCUAUCCCAGUCCCCAGGGGCCGCAAAGGAAAAAAAAUUAAAUCCCAGAGCAGCUUUGACAUACAUAAAGCAGACUGGAUUCGCAAGUACAACCCAGACACCUUGUUUCAGGAUGAAGGCUACAAGAAGCAUCUAAAACACCAGUGCAACAAGUAAGCAUAUUAGAACCAUAGGAUUAUUUAAAGUCACACUCCAGACUAGAAGCAACCCCCCAUUUUUGUACCUCAAUGCGUUGUAUAAUAUGUACAAUAAUUUUAAAACUCCUGUAUUUGCACACAGAGCUUCACCCAGGCCCGGAACAAGUUCCACCAAUCUAGAGGCACUCAUUCUAGUCUAAGAGAUCUAGUCAUGUCCCACAAAUCUUUGUUUAUUUGGUGCUUAUUGGAUACGUAGUUGUACUCAAGUAAUGAACUCUGAAUUAGCAGGUGGCAGCAAUGCCAUGACUUCUGUCUGCCUGUUUACAGACUUUAUUUAUUUUUAUCUUAUUUUCUUUUUUCCCUUACAUUUUAUUGAAAAUUAGGCAGAAUAUGCGGUACAAUAAAGAUGUUGGGGUUACAUAUUCAAACACCCUUGAUGACCGUUUCCACUUAAAUAACAAUAAAGGGUCAUAAAUUGUUUAUAUCUAAAAGGAGGUGGCCACAUUAGGGAGAUGCUAUAAACCAAGCAAGUAGUAAUAAUGUGCCAAUUCAGGAAGGGCCACAAAAUCACGUCAGGCCAGUUUAGUCCUGUAAUAUUUUAUUUGUAUUCUAUUUUAUAUUAUUGGGUCGUAAAAGGUAUUUGCUAAAGUUGCUGACUGCAAAUGUGCUCGCUCUCUUCUCCAUUUUUUUUUUCUGAGAGAUUGAGAAGGAGGUGAUGACUUGGCUUUACCACAAUUUGCACAAUGUAAAACAAAAAUAUUGGUAGAAUAUAUUUUUCUAAAGUUAGUAUUGUGCAGCGGUUUGUUAUCCCUGUUUUUAUGAGGAACUGUGUACAAGAAGGCAAAAGAGAAUAGGACCUCUUUGCUUAGACAACUGAGGAAAGGCCAUUAUGGUGCAUUUAUUAUCCCUUUAACCCCUUAAGGACGGGUGACGGACCUUGUCCGUCACGCGGUAAAAUUAACCCCGGAUCACCGCUGUCGCGGCGAUUGCGGGGUUAAUGGUGCUUCGGUAUGCCUCUGCAUUAGAUGCAUACCGGGAGCACCCUGUCGCUCUGACGACCGCAAGUCAGAGCGAGCACAUGUGCUCUGUAUACUUACCUUCCGGCUCCCUGCACUUCCUGGUUCUGUGUGAAGUGCAGGGAGCCGGAACAGUGCUGAUCCUGCCCCCUGCUGUAAAAAAUAAAUAAAGUUAAAGUCCCACCCCCCUUUACCCAUUGUAAUAAAAAAUUAACCCCUUCCCUGCCAAUUGAUCACUGACUACAGUGAUUAAUUGGCAGGGAUUACAUUUUACUAUGAUCUGAUUUUUAUUUUAUUUUUUAAACCCCUGAGGGUUAUUUUUUUCUUUUAAACCCUCAGGGGUUAAAUUUAUUUAAUUAAAAUAUUUUUAAAUUAUAUAUUUAGCUAGCUGGGGUGGGUGGAAGUUAGUGGGGAAUUGGGGGAUUUGGCGUUAAGCUAACUAGAGGUUAACGUUCAAAGUUUUAAAAUAAACUUUAAAAAGUUAAAAAUUAAGCUUUAAAAAAAAGUAAAAAAUAAAAAACACCCCCCUUUACCUAGUCCAAAUAAAAAUUAACCCCUUCCCUGCCAGUCGAUCACUGCCUACAACGAUCAAAUCCAGAUCACAGUAUUAUACUGUGAUCUAAUUUUUUUUAACCCCUGAGGAUUAACUUUUAUUUAUUUUUUAACCCUCAGGGGUUCAAUUUAUUUAAUUAAUUUAAAUAUUUUAUAACUAUAUAUUUUGCUAGCUGGGGUGGGUGGGAGUUAUGGGAAAAUUGGGAAUUUACUGUUAGUGCUGCUUACUGCUAGUUAGGGGUUAACGGUAAAAAAAAAAAGCUUAGAAAAAUGUUAAAUCUGUAAAAAAGUUUUAAGAAAGUUUAGGAAAGUUUAAAAAAAAUUAAUAAGCAAAACAAAAGUUUAAAAACUAGUUUUUAAAAGUAAAAAAGUAAAAAAAAGUAAAAAAAUACAUUUUAAAAACGCUCAUUACCACUACACCUGGAACAAACUAGAGAAAAAAUUAUCCCACGCCAAGGUUCAAAAUAUGCCUUUUGAAUUACCCCAGGGUGUAUUCUUUAAUAAAUAGUAUGUGUUUGUGGGGAAGUUUCAAUAACCAACCAGUCUAAACUACUCCAAAUUGGAACAUGGACACAGCGUAAAACUUCAAAGUUAGAAAAAAACUGAAUGGCUGCGUCUCAGAUGCGCCCCUUCAACAUCCACAUAUACCUGGCAAAGGUACAUACGGGGCUAUUUCUGUACUCAGCCGACAUAGCUGAGCAACAUAUGAAGUAUUAUACAGUCAUAGCACACAUAAGGUUUGCAGAAUAUAGUGUGCAAAAACUCACUUUGUGUGUCAAAAAGGCAGAAAAAACGCUUAUUACCACUACACUUGGUACAAGCUAGCGGAAAAAUGAUCCCAUGCUAAGGUUCAAAAUAUGCCUUUUGAAAUACCCUGGGAUGUCUCCUUUAAGAAAUGGUAUGGCUUUAUGGGGUAUAUGGAUUAUAUAGCCUGGUAAAAUACUCUAAAAUGGGACAUAGGCACAGCGUAAAAAUUCAAAGUUUGAAAAAAAACUGGAAUGGCUGUGUCCCAAAUGUGCCCCUCCGAUGUCCACACAUACCUGGCAAAGGUACAUACGGGGGUAUUGCUGUACUCAGCCGACAUAGCUGAGCAACAUAUGAAGUAUUAUACAGUCGUAGCACACAUAAGGUUUGCAAAAUAUACUGUGCAAACUCACUUUGUAUGUCAAAAAGGCAGAAAAAACGCUUAUUACCACUACAUCUGGUACAAGCUAGCGGAAAAAUGAUCCCACGCUAAGGUUCAAAAUAUACCUUUUGAAACACCCUGGGUGUCUACUUUAAGAAAUGGUAGGCCUUUGUGGGGUAGUUUGAAUUUAAAACCUGCGAAGAUGCUUGGAAAUUGCACAUAGGCCCAGCGUCAAAAUUCAAAGUUCGGUAAAAACGGAUAUGGCUUGGUCUCCUAUAUGGCACUGUAGCUUCACGAAGUAGUGCCAAAGACAUUCAUUGGGUGUCUUUUUACUCAGAAGACUUAGCUGAGCAUAAUUUGGGAGGUUUGAACUUAGUGGCACAUAUGAAAUAUACAAAACGCCCAGCAAAAAUGCAAUCUGUAUGUAAAAAUGCACACAAUUAUUUUUUACCACAUACCUUGGCAUAUAUUGGUGAAAAAAUGGGUGCAUGUUAAGGCACAAUAUGCACCUUAUGAGAUACCCUGGAGUGUCUACUUUUACAAAUGGUAGGCCUUUUUGUUUUUUGAACAGUCAAACUGUUAUAAUACCCCAAAUGGAAGCUAAGGCUCAUUAAAUCCACUACUGUGAAUACUGAAAAGGACAGGUAUCCUGUAUGGCACUGUAACUUCACGAAAUAGUGCCAAAGACUUACAAUGGGGGUGUCAUUUUACUUAGCAGAUGUAACUGAACACAAAAUAAAACUUUGUACAGGAAUAGCACACACCAACUUUACAAAAUAUACACGAGAAUUUCUCUGUUAUAAGUUUGUGUGCCAAAAACCAAAAAAACCACAAUUUUACUCCAAUAUUUAGCAGAGGUUGGCGGUGAAAUGGCUACGUAGAAAGUGUCAAAACAACCUUAGGUAAAUAGCCCGUGAUGUCUACUUUAUAUAAAUAUAUACUUUUGUGUGGCAAUUUUGUUUUCUUUUAUGGCUAUUAAGCUUACAAGACAAACAUACCAAAUUCUAAGAUCGCUCCACAUUAAAAGUCUAUUUUACUCCUUGUGCUUUGUGACCUGUAACUACCAAAAAAAACUUAAAAUCCCAGACACAUUAUAUAUUCUGUAAAUCAGAACAACUAAAUGAAUUUAUUUUUAAUUACUUUUCUUAACCUGCACUAAUUAUGCACACAUUAUUAUUGCAAAAACUGUAAAAAAAAAAAAAAACACUUUUCAUUUUUUUUUACAUUUUUCUGUAUUUUUUUAUAAUAAAUAAGCAUUUAUAUAUAUAUGUGUGUGUGUGUGUGUGUGUGUUACAUCAAAUUAAAGCCCUUUCUGUCCUUUAAAAAACGAUGUAUAAUAUGUGUUGGUGCAACAAAUUAGUAAAAUGCAAAUUGCAGUUGAACGCAAACAGCAAAAAAUGAAAAAAAUGCUGUUGUCAUUAAGUGAAAGACAAGCUUUUGAAGCUCUGUCCUUAAGGGGUUAAUGGAGGAAAGUUAGCGCUAGAGAACUAUAUGUCUCACUGAAUGUGUUACUUCUGCUAUUGUAUUAUGUGUCAGUGUGUGCAAACCUCUCCAUCAUUUGUCCUGUUUCCUUUCAGGGUGCUACUGCGGGUCCGUAUGCUGUAUUAUCUCAGACAGGAAGUCAUUGGGAACCAAGCCAUGAAGGUCCUGGGAGGUGUGGAUGCCAAGUGAGUAUUACUAUGUAGAAUUUUUAUUCUUUUUUUUUUGGUUUACAUUUUUGUGUCUCUUCAGGUUUGAACAUCCACAUUUUGCUUGUUUUCCCAAAAACUUCAUCCUGCCUUAUAUGGAAACCACAAAUCUACUGCUAGAUUUAUUCUGGGAUUAACAUUUGCAUGUGUCCGCUUGCUGCUGGAGUGGCAGGAAGGUAGCCUUUAAAGAUUGAACACUUCGAAACCAAUCCAGUCUGCCAGAGGGCGCAUGUCUUAAACGAGAUAGGUUCAUAGGCUGCCACUUUAGUGUCCUAACAGCACAUGAAGUCCACAAUAUCUAGGCUUCUAUACAUGACACAAUAGAUGCAAAAAUCACACAAACUCUGCAUACACAUUUUGCUGCAUUCAUGUACACACACUUCUUUCACACACUUGCAGCCCUGCGUUCACACCUACACUGACUCUCCAUAGUAAUGCACCAUGCAUUGAUAGAUGCAGAGACACUCCACACUUGCACUCCUGCAUUUACACAAACUGACAUUUCACAAAACAAAUGAAUACAUUGCUUAAUUGUACGCAAAGAAUCUCCUGAGUGUAUGCACUGAAGCACACAACAAUGAAAAUGUGAAUAAAAAAAACGGAUAUUCAUGUGCAAUUGUGGUGGCAAGUUAUUUAUGGACCAAGUCCGCAGGCUCACAUUAAGUCCUGGUUUAAUAUUUCUAACUAUGAUUUGUAAUCUGUACACCUCAAUAUGUCACGAUUAUCUGGGUUAAAAUUUGCAUAAAGAGCUCUUAACCAAUGUCCUAUAAGGACUGCAAAAUAUAUCUGAUCUGAUAUUCCAAAUAUCUUGUAUUUCUGUUUUUACAGGGAUAUUGACAUCUGGUUCCCCCAGGUAGAUCAGGUAGAGGUGCCAUCCAUGUGGUGGGAUAGAGAGGCUGACAAAUCUCUUCUUAUUGGUGUCUUUAAACAUGGUGAGUUUCACUCCCUUUUUUGUUGUUUGUGUCCUAACACAUAGGCUGUAAUAUUACAAACACUAUCUACUUUCAUAUAGGGUAUGAGAAGUAUAAUACUAUGCGUGCCGACCCUGCCCUCUGUUUCCUGGAGAAGGUGGGAGGACCUGAUGAGCAAGCCAUUGCAGCAGAGCACCAUGCUCAGGACUAUGUUGAGCUGCCUGAGACGUGAGUAUAAAUGGCAGUGUGUUUACUACGGUCAGUCCUUUUCGCUCUCUUAUAUACAGUGGUGCCAAUGAUGAGUUGCCAUGCUAAUCCUGACGCAGCAGCUAGAUUCCCCUGGGAUUUGUGCUGGGGGCGAAUGAGUUAACCCAAACUUCUCACUUUGUGAGCCCUGAGGCCAGCAAUAUAUGGGUAGAACGAGUAUGACAAGGGAUUUCUUGAGGUGCUUAUUUCUAUAUCAUGCCCUAAUUAAUGUUUCUUAAUCAUUACCUGUUUCAUUCAGUGGAGACUUCGAUCGAGAUAUAGAGGAUCCAGAAUACAGACCACUGCAUGCUCAAAAGGAUCCUGAGGAUGAGGUGAUGCACAUAUUGUCACAUGGAAAUUAAUACAGAUUUAGAGCUCCAUAAUAUGUACAUCAGUUUUAAAUUAACAUAUGUAACAAAAUUGUGUUCUCUAUUACUUAGAUUGACUCACUGAUGAUGGACGAGGAAAUAUCUGUUGUAGAUGGUGAAGAAGGUGAGUGGAAAUAAAAUGGGGAACUGCUAUUUGUGUCUUCUUAACAGUGAAGUUAGAAUGUAAGUUCCCAUCAAAACGUAUUCAUCGUUUAAAGACCAAUGUUCCAUUCAGUUGGGUAAUCAUAAAUUCAAUACUCCAGGGCGUUCCAAAAAAUAAAAGUAAAAGUUCAAACUUUUACUUUUUGGAACGCCCUGGAGUAUUGAAUUUAUGAUUACCCAACUGAAUGGAACAUUGGUCUUUAAAAGACCAAUUGAGUGAAUAAAAGUUGGUACUUUAGAUGUAUGACCGAUGAAAGUGAUGUUUUGACAUGUCCUUUUGGCAUUAUGUGAUGGUGUUAAGUAACACAUUCUAAAAUGUUUAGCAAUGGAAAGAUCAGAGAUGCAUUUUCUUACUGAUUCUAUCUGUCCAUAGCAAUACCAAUGCCCAGUGGUAUGUUAUGGCCCCCUGGCUCUGCUCUAACUGCACGUCUCCGGCGCCUUGUUACGGCCUGCCAGCGCAGCUACAAACGCGAGCAGCUAAAGAUGGAGGCUGCAGAGAGAGGUGACAAGCGCAGAAAGCGAUGUGAAACUGCUUUCAAGUUGAAAGAAAUUGCCCGCAGAGAGAAGCAGCAAAGGUAAACUUGGGACAAAAGUUCCAUUAAAAUUUGGGUUUGUCACAUUCAAAAUAUAAAAGUUGUAGAAUAUUGGUAUUUUGCUUGCUGUUUUCUAUCACCUCUCUCCUCUUAUUCUUACAUUUCUUAUUUGCUUCUGGUGUCUGGCAGGUGGACACGUCGGGAGGCAUGUGACUUUUUCCGCGUGCUGUCCAGCUUUGGAGUGGAGUAUGAUCCUGACACACAGCAUUAUGAUUGGCAGAGGUUUCGCAGUCUGGCACGGCUGGACAAGAAAACAGAUGAGUCUCUUGUGAAAUAUUUCCAUGGAUUUGUGGCUAUGUGCAGACAAGUGUGCCGUUUGCCUCCAGCUGCUGGGGAUGGUAGGUUAAAUGUGUACUUACAUGAAAGUGUUUGUGUUAUUACAUCUGACUCUACCAUUUCAUAUUUAUACCUGUCAAAGUACUAUUUAUUUUGUUUGUCUUUGGAUUUCUGCAUGCAUGUGUUUGAUAUUGUAAAGUGCUAGGGAAUAGGUUGGCUAUAUAUAAAUGUUAAUAAUAAUAUUCUCUUGCUUUUGUUUCUGUAAUCUGCAUAACCAUCUUCAAAAUCAUCAUCUUUUUUUUUUUGUCUGUUUCUGUUUUAGAACCUCCAGAUCCAUCUCUUUUUAUUGAACCAAUCUCAGAAGAACGAGCCUCGCGAGCCUUGUUCCGUCUGGACCUACUGCGCAAGGUGCGAGAGCAAGUGUUGUGUCACCCUCUGCUCCCUGCACGAUUGUCACUUUGUCGACCGGACCCAGAGCUACCAGAGUGGUGGGAAAGUGGACGUCAUGAUAAGGAGUUAAUUGAAGGGGCAGCUCAAUAUGGGUUAAGCCGUACAGACCUUACACUUAUGCCAGAUCCUUCUUUCACUUUCUUGCGCUGUCGGCUCAACUACCUCCAGUCCAGGGGUAUGACUGGGCUUUCACGUCCUUCUACUCCCACCACUGUUCCUCCACAGCCUCCCAUAGACCUUCAGCCUUCACAACUCCUCUCUGUAUCUUCGUCUGUUAGUUCCUCUCCUGCUCCUCGCAGAUCAUCAUCCUGUUCGUCUUCUGAUUCAUCACAUAACUCAGAGGACUCCUCCGAUGAAAGCAAUGAGAGUAGAGCAGCCAAAAUAAACGGUGAGUUUGGGUGCAAAGAUUACUACAGGCUUGCUAUAAAAUUACAUUCUGUUUUUUAUUUUUCCUUAACUUUUAACUUUUACCACCUCCCUGUACAUUGCAUUUCAUUGUUUGAACAGCACAAACAGUAUAUAUACUUUUAUCAAUUUAUCACAGAUUAAGUAAAACUGUUGUCACUUUUCUCAAAUUAACAAAAUUGAAUAAAUUUAGGAAAUCAAAUGUAAGUUGUUAACCAUUUUUUCACAAGAUCCACUGUUUUCUUUUAAAUAUAUACAAAAAACCUCUGUUGACUGUCACUUCGCAACUAGUGGUGCUUCGCGGGUCAGUGCAGCACUGUGUCCAGCGUCUCCACACUCUGCAUGGAGAUGCUGAAUGCUCCCCAUUGAGAUGCAAUGAUUCUAUGCAUCUCUUUGAGAAGCUGUUUUGCUGCGCAUGCACAGCAGCCUCUCACUGCUUUCCAAAGGGAUAUCAUUGGAUUGGCUGGCAUCUUCAAAUUUGAUUUAAGCCACGGAGGCAGGGCGAGGUGAUGCCAGCCAUGGCAAGACCAUUGCAGCACUGGAAAAAAUAAAAGUAAAAUACCUUUUCAAAGGGAGGCAAGGGGGGGGUCGGACAUCUAAAGCGUGUUUUUUACCACAGUUCAUAUAUAGUGUCAGGAAUACAUAUUUGUGAUCCUUUAAGUUGACCUAACUCAAAGUGCUUAGUGUUUGACAGACUCUUUUUCCUGUUUGCCUUCUGUGGCACAGUUUUCAUGACAAAUACAAGGGCAGGAGUAAACCGAAUCCAUCUUAUAUCAUAGCUGUAUGGGAGCUUUUAUCUAUUCCUGACUUUGUCUGGCAAUAAACCAUAUAGGAUCAUGCCACAUUAUAGGCUUACUUCAUAUUAUCUAGAGGAAACCUUUGCUCAUGUGCACAAUUACUUCUAUAUUUUCUUCUUCUGGUAGAUGUUUUGGUUGGAUUCUGCCAAUAGAUAUAUUGCCUGUAAAAGGUUGAUUAGUUUUAAUUUCAUGGGAAUCCUGAUUAUAUAUGGCAAGUAUUUUUCAGUCUGCAGAAUUUCAUAUAAUCAUGUUGAUGUUCAAAAAAAAAAAGUCAUAUGCAUGUAGACAUAUUUUGUUAGCGCAAACCUAUACGUUAAAAAGAAAUGCAUAAGAUAUUAAUAUGGUUACUGCUAGAAAAAACGUGCAAGAUCAGUAAAACCUGCAUUGGUGUUUUUGUUGCAGACCACUCCACUGCCUAUCUUAAAAAAAAAAUAAAAAAAAAAUAUAUAUAUAUAUAUAUAUAUAAUCUCCACAACGAAAACUGCAUGUUUAAUGAACCAUUUUUUCAUUGGGGUAUAAAUAAAAAUAGAGAGCAAAAAACGGGUUGCAAGAGUAUUCUGAGAACGGACAGCAGCUAAAAUAGCUUGGGGACCCACCGAAGGGCAGGUUAUUUUAGCUGCUGUCCGUUCUCAGAAUACUCUUGUGACCUGUUUUUUGCUCUCCAUUAGUUUAAAGGGUAAUCCAGACGUGAACCCCUUGCUCACGGUGCCUAGAGAGAUAUCAUCUAUGCCUCACUGAUGAUGCCUAACAAGGCUGAAACGAUUGUCUGGGGUUGCUGUAUCUCUCGUGCAGAGAGAACUUGCUGACAUUUCGGAUCUGGACUGCCCGUAUGGGUGGGACUAGUCUGAUAUGCUUCAGAUAUGUUCCCUCUGUAAUGGCACAAGAUGAGCUAAAACCAGCUUGAGUUCUGAGCAGGGACCCACCGAAGGGCAGGCUGUUUUAGCUGCUGUACGUUCUCAGAAUACUCUUGCGACCUGUUUUUUUGCUCUCCAUAAAUAAAAAUAGCUUGCAAAAGAUGUGAUAUCUUGUCUGCAGCUUUUGCCAGACCUUCCCUUCUUUCCCAGCCCAGACUUUCUGUGACUGUCCAACCAGACUUUCCAAUGCAGCUCAAUGGGAAGUCUUUUCAAGGUGGGUGCACAAUUGCUGCCUCUUGAGUUUAGCUGCAGAGCAAAGGGAGAGUAACAAGGUUAAAUUAAUAAGUGCCCCACUCUUUCCACCUCCCUCUCAUUUUAUUUAGGAGAGAAAGUUCCUAGUUGGCUAAUCAGCCUUUGUUUAGUGAUUAGCUCACCGCAUUUAAUUCUCCCAGUCAAAGUUUUGGAUAUUGUUAGCUUAGUUAUACUAUUGGCAUCAAAACAACUUUAGAUUAAGUAAUCCGUUUCGGUGUAUAGAUUUAUAUGGGCAUUCAAAUAUACUGUAUCCUUUUGAUGACCACAAACCUAUAUGGCUCUCACUGUGAUGGUGUUUCACUAAUGUUAUGUACUUGUUUUACCUUUUUAUUAUGAGUCUGUCAGCAAAUUGUCAUAUUGUAUUUCUGUGCUUUAGUUGUUUGGAGUGUAACUUUUAUUUAUUACAGAAGUCAAUUUGAUCAGUGACAGGGAUUCACUUAUAAAGGGAGAGUUCUGUUAAAAAUCCAGUCUGUUUAUGUUAAUUAAGAACAUGUGUUUUGCUAGCAUAUUUGCUAUCUUGUUAUCUAUGCUGGCCAUGAGCCAGUUAGAUUUGUAACACUGAAUAAAUUUAACAUUUGGACCUUGCCAAAAGAGCUACUACAUUUACAGUGCAUUUUAAUAGAAGUGCACAGAAAGCAUGCUUUCAGUAUGUCAUUGCAGCCAGAGAAGGGAUUUCCUUAUUUUUUUAUUUUCGUUAACCUCGUAUAUGUUUUUGAGUAUACCUUUUUUUUUUUUUUUUUUUUUUCUUAGCAGGUGUACCGCACUCUCACCUCUUUGAAGACGAGAGUCGGAUUUCUCUCACUGGAUCACCAGCUGACCUCACCACAGAGGACAGUGCACAGACCACUCUGGAAACACCACACAGUGCAGAAUGGCCAAAGGUAAUAUAUAGGGACACUGCUUCUCCAUUAAAUAUGUGACUUUAACGAAAUGUCUGGGUACAAAGUAUAGUUUCCAUUUAGGUGAAGCAGUUUGCUUGAUAAGUAAGAGUGCUUUUUGCCUUUCAGGAUCGGGUUCUCAUCUGCCGUAUUGAACAAGUCUGCAAUGCAGUGCUAACUGGAAAAUGGUCAGCCCCGCGGCAGAUUUCUGACCCACCUAGUGACAGUGGAGACAGCAUGUCUCCCACCAGAGAAGAACAAAGCCCUGCUCCCUUCACACAUAUACGCCCAUCUCCUGACCCCAAGGAAUUUACCAUCAAAAUAAAAAGUGUAAGUGUGCCGACAUAGUUUAGCAUAAUUAUAACAGCUUCCCAUUAAUGGGUUGACAUUGUAAUAGAGCUCUAAACCCUGUUCCUGCUUCCUGUAUUGGAUCUAAAUGGAUUUUCAGCAUACUAAACUCUUUUUUAAAGUCCUAUGACCCUAAUUCCAUUACCAUACCCAUGUUACAGCUUGUAACAAUCUAGUACAGGCUGUUCAUUUGUUUUAGAUUCUGGUUUUAUAUUUUACUAUGCUUUCUUUUAAUGGUGGUCACACAGGAGGAAGGUCUGAAGAUGAAAUUUCAGAAACACAAACUUCUUGGCAAUGGAGCACUGGAGUCCACACACCAUGUCCACAAGAAGAAAAGUAAAAAGAAGUCCAGUCAGGUAAUGAAUGCAUGCAUAGUAUUUAUUAUUUGCGUACAAUGCAUGAAGCACUUGAUACAUUACUUAUAAGCGCUUUUGGAUUGUCAAAGUUGAAGUGGUGUAUGUGUGUAUCUGUGCACACUAAUGUUGAGUGCCUUGCUUUGUAGUGUGUUGGGCACACGUGAGGCACGUUUGUGGUUAAACAUUCUUUUAGUGCAGAUUGUUGAGAGCUAUGUUAAUGUGUGGCUGGACAAUAUUUGUUCAUGCUAAUCCUGCCUGCAACAUUUUGGAUAAUAAAGCAACUCUUUUUGAGUGAUGGCAUUAAGAAGAUAGAGGCAGAUAAAGCUACUGUAAGCUGCAUCAUCGUCUCAGGCAGUCAUUGUUUCAUUUCUCCUCUACUCUGUAUGCUGACUACCAGGUUCAAAGGACCAAUCCUAUAAAUAUAAAAGACAGGGAGAUCAGUUGGAUGCACCUUGUUGCUGAAAUAAAUUAUGUAGAAUUUUACAUUUUUUUUUUUUCACCUGACAUACUUAUUUGUUAAAUAUAAGGAUAGGUAAAUGUAAUAAUAAAAAUCCAUGGGAUUGUUACUCAUUAAGGCCCUGCCUUUUGUCAUGUUUUGCUAUUUUUGCAACAUGUAUAACUAAACAAGUUAAAACUUAUUAAAAUUUAAAAGAUUGCAGUGCUAUUACAAAGUGAAGAUAAUAUCAGUAUGGAUUUACCGUUAACAGAUUUAAUGGAUAUCAGAUAAUGAAUCUGAUAUCUGUUGAUCUGUGAAAGGUACAGCCAUAUUGAUAUUAUCUUCACUUUGUAUUAGCGCUGCACUCUUUUUAAGGGUUUUUUUUUUUUUUUUUUGCUGUAUUUGGGGAAGGUUAUACACUCAAGUGUUAAAGCUUCUGUUUAUUUUUUAUAUCAUAUAUAAAUUAAUUACACAUUAUAUAGAGCUAGUACCUGUUUCCAUUUUUUUCAAGUUAAAACAUAUAAAUAGAUUCAGUGCACUCACUCAUGAAAUGUGUGACGGGGAGGGGUCCCAUUCCAGGGUCCUAUUUAAUCUUGCCCUGGAGUGAGUCCCAGAUUUAAGCAUUUUCCAAGUGGAUUAAUCUCUUAAGAGCAGGCAUUUGUUUGCUAGAGUAGGCCCUGCCUACAUUGGCGUUGUCAGGAUUAUGCAAUGUAUGGUCAUAUACUAUAACAGGGAUAGGCAACCUACGCACUAGUGCCAUGCACGGCACUCAAGGCUGUUACAGCCAAACAGGCUCUGGCCUAUCAGGAGUCCCAGUGAAACUUCAGAUAUCUGCUAAUACGAAAAGGUGGUGAAGGACAAUCCUCAAUUUAUGCAUUGCAGAUCACUUCCUCCAAACACUUGUGAAUGGGAAUCCACAGUGUAGUAGAGCAGCCUGCAGCUGCUGUUGCAGCUCCUGUCUUUGACCUGUACCUGGCCAGCUUGGUCCCCACUGGAACCCAGGGAAGCCACCCACACUGCUAGAUUUACACAGAAAUGCACAAUAAGCCUCCCCUCAUACAUACAAAUAAUACUAACAGCCCACAAACAAACAUAUAUACAAUCCACACAAACAUAACACGCUAACAAUCCACAUACAUGCACAUAACCCCACAUGCAGCCUUGCACAUGCAAUACCCCAAACAGCCCCACACAUACACUACCAAUGUGACAUAUCCAUCCACACACACAAUUCCAUAAGCAGCCCCCAUACACAGCCCACAUUCAUAUGGAUCAUACACAAUACCACAAACUACUCCUGAACAUUUACAAUAUAAUAGGUCAUAUACGCACAAAUACAACAAUACAAAGCAAUUACUGUAUGUGACACACCCCUCUGUCUUGGAACUAUGCUCUAUUCCGUUUCCUUCGUCUAUCCUUCGGUUAACUGCAGCUUAAUUGGUAAACGUUGGGAGGUCGCUGUUUAUGUAACUCCCAUGUGGCGGCGGCCAUUUUUUUUUUUUUUUUUUGAAUUCUUUAUUUUUGUUGUGCAGGAUGGUACAAGAGAUCAACAGACGCCACAACAGCGUAUUGCAGAGUUAACAUACAUUAUAUAGUGGCAUAAGAAUUUGCACAUUUUUAUAAUUUUAACCAGCUUAAGUAGACGAUUAUACUUGCAGCGUAAAAAUAAUUAAAACAAGUGAGAACGAUUAACGCUUAACAAUUGUGUAUUAAUUACGUUAGUGUCAGUAUGGUGUGCGAUCAUGUAUUCGUGUUUCAGGACUAUGGUAUGUGUUGACCAGGUAUGACACAGGCUGCUAUGUAGUAUCCUGUUCGACUGUCCCAUGGCGUGGGUGUCUGCAUGUUGUGUAAAGUUAAGGUAAAUAACGCCAUUGGGACUGCACAAUGCUCAUCUCUAUUCAUAUUCUGGCACGUAAAGAUAUACAAGGCAUGAGAAUAUAUGCUACAAAAGACCGCUAGUCACUGAUUAAGCUUGCUGAGUGUAUGUACUAGCAGGUAGAGUGCGCAAUGCAGGGUAUGGUAUGUUGAUCACAGUUCAGCAGGGACACAUGUUGCGAGCUAGGUGUCUGGGCUGUAGGUUGUCAUCUGUAAUAACGUCCCUGAGGGUGCCUAACGUAUAGGCUGGGGCCCAGCACCGUAAGCCGUUUAAUUCAUCCCCCUCAGCCUAUGCCCACAGGGUGUACAGACCUGUCCAUCUUGGGGGUGACCUGCCCGGGGGCGUCGUUGGCCCGAUGUCGGGGCUGAGUGUGGAGCUUCGUGUGUGCCUGGUCAAAAGGCCUCCAUGGUGCCCCUAGAGGUAAGUCCUUUUGCAGGUGUGAGGCGUGGGAGUGUGGGUGACCUCUCUUGAGCUGUGGUGCAGAUCGCUCCCAGUUUCCAGCUGGGUCCAGUCUUUGAGAGCGGUGUUGCUGGGGAGAUUCCUGCUUUUGCUGUGAGGCUGGUACUCGGAGAGGUGUUCUUGAGUGUCGCCGGGGUCGGGCCCCAGUUAGUCGGGGGCUUCUCUGGGCUUGUGGGCGUCGGGCUGACUUCCGCGUGGAGCAGGCCUUGCGCCUGUAUAGCAGUACCGCAGCCUUCUUUGCCGGUUGUUCGUGUUUCGCAUGAGUGGGUAGCCGGUGUGCCCGGAGUUUCAGGUGGAGCCAGAAUGCUUGCCAGAACUUUUCAAAGGAGGCCUCGAUGGGCUCAAUCUCCCGAUCACUCCUUGGAUUUGUAUGUGCUCGUGAGGGGUGCUUGUCAUCCGCCAUCUUUGGAGGCCAUGUGGCUCCAGGGUUUUUGCUCCGACUUGUUGGCCCUGCUGAGGUGAGGUUGCACCCUGUAGGGACCGGGAUAUCCCCCGCCGGUCCAAGGGGGGGAAACAGGGCUGUGCAGAUUCCUGUGGCAUCUUGGAGCCCGGGGUUGGGAGAUCGGCCGCCUCCCCCAACACCCAGGUCGUCGACCGUAAUAGGCCGCAAGCUGUAGCACUGUGUGCUGCCGUCGGGUCACCCAGAUUCAAGCUUAGGGAGUAGUCAAGGGUGUUUAGGGUGACCUUCUGGUUGCCUAGGGUCGGUUUUCUCCAGGUUUGCCUUAGUUUUUCAGGCAGUUUAGUUUAGUGUAGCAGGAGCUUGUGACAAACACGUCUAGCCAUCUUGGCUGUCAGGCCCCGCCGCGGCGGCCAUUUUAAAGUCCCGAACAGCCAGCGGCGUUCAGCGCCUAAACUAUGGAACUGAAAACGGACACUAUUUUGCACACGGAACACCGCUGAAGCUGCCGACCUCCCUUCUCUGCCAUCCAGCACACGAACAUCGGUCCGUUCGGCACUUUCCGGCACGAAUAGAUGCACCCCAGAUAGCCAUCCCAUGCAGCCAGUUCAUAUAACGAAAGACAAUGUGAAAGAAUUUGGCUCCAUGGCGAUUGAACUGUGUGCAUAGGAUCUGAGCAGCAUUCGGUAAUAAUGUGUGCUCAGAUCCCAGCUAUCUGGGGAUACGUUGAAUGUGGGGAUUCUGUUUGUGUAAUGUAAAGUUAUUGAUUUUAUUGUAUUUUUAUGUUCAGGUACAAAAUGGAGUUUAGCCUCUAUCCAUGGAGAUAAUUGGAUUACUUCCCGAUUAUCUCCAGGAUAGAGAGGAGGGUUUAUCUACACCAAAGGAGAGUGUUUAUGCUUGUGCUACUGUAUCCACAUUGUCCCAGUCUUCCAUCUGGUGUCCAUCAGGUGGGAGACCUGCAUAAAUACCGGGCAGGUAGCCCUCAAUAAACCAGAUCUCUGCUUAACCCUCAAUACGGAGCUUGGUCUCGUACUUGGGGGUAUUGGAUUCAUAUGAUUUACUCGUUCGGCUGUUUGGUUCGUGAAGGAUUUAGUAUGGUUCCUGUUCGGCUAAUUGGAACUGCUGUUAGCUGCUUCUUCAUUCGGAAAGGGAACGUCCUCAGCGGUAUUAACCCCUCUUAUACCGGGGUGUACCGUAACACAGUAUAAAUAACACAAGCAGAAUACGGCAGCAUACACACCUCAAUUUAAAAAAAAAAAAAAAAAAUAGGACCAGCACGCUAUGGGACAUCACAAUCCUAUAUCUGCACAGUGCUGCUAAAAGUUUGCCUACCCCAGUACUAUAACUAAACCCCCAUUAUUUUUGCCUAAGUGAGAUUUUUUUUUUUUUUCAACUGAAUGCGUUCUUCUGGAAAUGAUACGUUGUGCUGUGAGAUUGCACCCGGGACCUACAUUGUCUGCUUGUGAAGUGCAGGUUAUUGUGUGUGUGUGUGUAUACACAUAUACAAACACCUAACCACUUUUUGAAAACAUUUUUCAUUUUGAAAGGGAAUUGCAGUUUUUUUUCUCCCCUCCUCCCAUGUCCUUAAAGGGCAUACUUUAUGCACCAAAAAACUUAAUCAAGGAGGUUUUAUAUGUAGAGCUGUCUGACUGCUCAAUUCUCUGCUGUUUUCUUGGAGCUAAAUCACUUUAUUAAUGCAACCCUAGCUAAGCCUUUCCUAAUUGUCACUCAAUCAGCCUGAGUGACAAUCAGAGUGAAAGAAAGUUAAAUUUUUGCAGCAUAGUGUAUUUUGUUUUAGUUCUUACAUCCUGUUCUGUUAAUCAAAGUUUAAUCAUGCACAGGAGGCUGCUUUAGGCUCAGUGAGGCAAUUAACAGUGCAGGAGAUAAGCAAUUCUAAAUCAAAUACACUGUGCAGCAAAGAAGGCAAAGUAUGGUCUCUUUUCAGGAAAUGUGUAUGGGUGUGAUCUAUAUAUCAAAAUGAUUAAAGGGACACUCCACUGCCAAAUACAAAAUAAAUGCAAAUCACUGUUAAGUAGAUAUACACCAAAUAAAAACUUGCAUGCAUUUAAUUAUGCAUUUUUUUUAUUUUUUUAUUUCUUAUUGGAGGUAUAUCUAAAAACUGCUUGCAAAAACUGCAGAUCUUGUCUGCUGCCUUUGCAAGGCCUUUUCUUCUAACCCUGCCCAGACUUUGUGAUUUUUCAAUCACAGACUUGCCAAGGUAGGUGCGCUGGGCAAUUGCUGACUCUUGAGUUUAAUUUCUUUUGAAAUCACCCCACACCCCCCUUCAAAAAAAAAAAGACACCAUCUUCAUACAUAAAGCUUUUCAGCUUGAUAAAGUACUUCAGGGGUCUGGAGUGUUCCUUUAAUCAAAGGUUGUUUUGGUGCUUAGUUUCUCUUUAAGAAAAAUAAAAGAAAACCGUGUAUUAUACAGGUUUGUGUAAUACUCUACAGUUUUUGUGAGUAAGAAGAAAAUUACCAUUGAACAAUGACAUGGCUAAAAAAAAAAAAAUUACAAAAUUAAAAAUAUCUUUCCCUCAAAGUUGUCAUUGUAUGGUAAAUUCUAGUGGGUAAACAAAACACCCUUUCCCCCAACAUUUUGGAGAGCUAUACAACCCCGUUGAUGAAACUUCAGUCUCCAGCAAUAUCACAGAAGUCAAGGAUUGCUUCCUCAGGUGUCACUGUUCAGAAAGAAAUGAUUUAAGCAAACAUUUUGUUUUAGUUCUCAGGGCUCGACAAAUCCCAGAUGCCAGCACAGAAUUCCUAGUCUACCUGGCGCCUGGGAUUUGUUGAGCUGAGAUAAACUAAAACAUACGUUUUGCUAGGAUUUGUGAGGCGGGCGGUUGAGGGAGAAUGCUGGCUCAGGGCGGACUGAAGGCAGUCUGACUGCUGUGAGAACAUGGAGGAAGGCGGUUAGCGGGAGUAAUCUUCUUGCUCUGCUGUGAUGCAGAGAGAUGACGUCACUCUGGCCACGGCAUCACUAAACAGCGUGUGAGCGAGAAGAGCAGGAUGAUCAGAGCAGCCCCACUGGACACCAGUGAAAGGAUCCACUCCAGCUCUCCCAAAGGUGGGGAAGCUGGGGAAAAAAAUAAUUAGUGAGUGUGUCAGUAUCGGUGUAAGUGUGUCUGUGAGUGUGUUUCAAAUCAGCGAGUGUGUGGUUUUUAGGUCACUUUCCCCAUGCUGUGCCGAUCUUGCCGUGGUUAGCCUCGCCUACAUGGCUGAAAUCCUCAAUCUUGAUGAUCUCUUCCAAUCCAAAUCUUUCCAUUGGAAAGCAUAGAGAGGCUAUUGCACAUGUGCAGCAAAACACUGUGCCAAUCAGCAUCUUUAUGAGGAACAUUCAGCACUUCCAUGGAAAGCAUGGAGACUCUGAGGCACCUAAACUAGGAAGCACCUCUGUUGACCCACUGAGUGACUGUCACUAGAGGUGUUACUAAGCAGUAGUUUAAACACUGCUUUUUCUCUGAAAACAAUGGCAAAUGAAUGAAUUAAACAUUUAACUUUAUUGCUUUAGACAAUUGCAACUAUGGUUCGCUUUCAUCUGUUACUGUUGAACACAUAAUUUUCGUUCCCAGGUGGAGCAUGAUAUGAAUGCCAGAAUUCCAGUGGUGAAUCAGCGAGAUGGCACCCUUUUGUUAGGAGAUGAAGCUCCCCGACGUUGUCAGCUUCAUGAAUGGUUAAACAGGAAUCCAGACUUCACAGUGGACCCUCGCUAUAUAAUGGUAAGAACUUAAAUCAACUUAACAGACAUUAAUGCAAACUGCUUACAGUGGUAUUGACUCACAUUAAUUUGUUUUUGGGAAAUGCAAUCUGGGCAGGCAUUGCUUCCAUAAGUCCCAUAUACAAAUUUAAAAAAAUAAAUCAAUUUUGUGCACAAAUCGACCAUAGAGAGUCCUAUUUAACUUACCAGAUAUGCCAUGCUCAUACUUUCUCUCAUAACUGGACUGCAGCAGAGUGGGGGGGAAUGUGAUGUACUAUCACUUCUUCAUGGAACAUUAAAUGACAACCGCAUACAAUAUUCACUUCUCUCCUUUUUGCAUACAUUUUAAUUAAAUUUAAGGGUUACUCCAUUUUUCCCCCCCCACAUUUUCAAUGCCUCAUUGGGCAUUAGUUAUUAGAGGUGUCAACCUCAAAAAAAAAAUACUUGCCUGCAAUCUGGCACCCAAACUGGUUUCCACGCCCUGUCUGAUGUCACAGCCUCUCUCUCCGUUGUGCAAUUAAAAUCUUCAAACAACAAAAAAUGGAGCACUAUAGGGAGCAAGGAGUGCUAAAUGUAAAAGGACACUAUAGUUCUGGAAUACAUGAUUGAGUCCUGUCCCCUUUUCUGUGGAGUGAAAAGGUGAUUUUUAUUUUUCUCCGUUGCCACACUGGUUUCACCAUGGCUGGCCCCGCCUUCAUGGCUGAGAUCAUCAGUGUUGAUGAUCUCAGCAAAUCCAGUGAUUUCCAUAGGAAAGCAUUGGAAGGCUAUUGCACAUGUGCGGCAAAAUGCUGCGGUGUGCCAAUCUCAUAGGGAUGAAUAAAAUCCGUGCAUCUCUGUGGAGAGCAUUCAGCAUUUCCAUGAAGAGCCUGAGGAUGCUAAAUGUAGGUUCAACACCUUAUGCAGCAUUGACCCAGGAAACCCCUCUAGUAACCUUCUGAGUGACUGCCACUACAGGUGUUACUUGGUAGCAAUGUAAACACUGGCUUUUCUCUGAAAGUGCAACGUUUUCACUACUCAGCCUGCAGGGUCAUACUAUAAACCCCAGAACCACUUCAUUAAGCUGUAGUGUUUCUAAUGACUAUAGUGUCCGUUAAGGUUGGAAGCAAGAUAAAGCUUCCUCUUGCAGGCUGGCAGAUAAGCUGACCACAUCUGUCACCAAUUUGCUGUGCACGCUGACAAUAGACAUGUUUUGCACAGAAUUGACAUUAAACCGCCCGGAACAGAGUUCUGGACUUCAUAAGUCAGGUGUGGAACAAAAGUGCAAAUGAUCAAAUUUUACAGGUUUCUUCCACCGUUACCACUUCAUGAUGAAGUGAUCAUGAUGGCUGUAGUAACCCUUUAAUUAUUUAUUUAUUUAAAAAAAGUAUUAAAUGCAAAGCUUGAUGUGUUAUUUGUUUGUGUCCACAGUUCAUGGAAGAUCGCAGAAAACGCAAGAAACACAGAAGCAAAAAAUCUAAAUCUUCUGCAUCACUUGGGAGUAGCAUGCAACCUCCACAUCAUCACAAUGGAAAGAAGGUGAGUAAACCUAUUCACUCACAGCUCAUCAGACAUUUAAACUGUUUGAGACUGAUCUUUCUCUAUAGAAAUACCUUACUGAAAUACUACACAUGCACACUUUUUAAAGGGACACUAUAUUCGCCAGAACAACUACAGCUUAGUUGUUCUAGUGUCUGCAGUCAGUCCCUGCAGGCUUUUUGCUGUAAACACUGCCUUUUCAGAGGACAUUAACUCCUGUUUUGAACCUACAUGGACCAAUACCAAUGCUGGUUCGUAUGGAAAGCUGUCAAACAGCUUGUGGAUCCAUCUUUAGCUUGUCUAAGAUGUCAAUUACAUUUACAGGGUUAAUAUGCAAGUCACGUGAGUUCUGCACACAAGUAAAGUAUAUGUGGAAGCUCUGUGGAGGAGGUCCACCACCCACCACGAAUAACAUAAACAUAGAAGUCCAGAUUUGUCACAACGUAGAGUGAAAGCAAAAAUAUUUAUGAAGAUUUUUUUUUAAAAAGACAAAAAGGAUACGUUGGUUUAAUACAAGAUUAAGGCAUCACGACCGAAACUUAUCCUUUUUGUCCUUUUUUGUUAUGUCCUUAAUAAAUGUUUUUUCACUCUACGUUGUGACAUUUACAGGGUUAUUCACUAAACUCUGAAUUUUCGCAAAUUAAAUCUGUAUUGCAAAACUCAGGUAAGAAUAGCUGAUUUGAAAAACUCCAACUCUGCUUUAGUCACAGCUUGGCAAUUUUUAAUUUUACAAUUUAAAUUUAAUUUGCUAAAAUUCAGGGUUUGGUGAGUAACCCUGCUUUGAACAUUGUGGAAAACUAAUACAAAACUUGAAAUCUAUAUUACACCCUAAGUGCCAUAGUGACCUCAAAUAGAAAAAUAGAGAUUAUGUUUAACAUAUGCAAUUGGUUUCUAAAUUUUAUGGUGCAAUUUAUUUCUUAUACAUUUUCUCUACAGUCUUCUGUUCCAGAGAGUACAUUUGAUGCCAGACACCUCCCAACAGCUGCUAAAAAGAGGAAGAAACGUCCUCCUUCAAAAUUAAUCCUACCAUCUUCGCUACAUGGAGCUGGUGACUCUUCUCAUUCCUUUCCUUCAGACUCUCGGCCUGAACCCACUCCUCCGUCCUUGCGGCCUAUGUACGGGGGAGCAGGAGCUGCAAUACUUCACUCUUCAGAACUUGGAGGGUUAGGAUUACCCCGUUACCACCAACUGCAUGCAUCUUCUACAGGACGGAUGCAAGGAUCCCAUUUUAGCGAUGAUUUACCUGGCUAUGAGCCUCCCCAGCGACACUUACCUCUCAUUGAUGACCCUAUGAUGCCAGCAAACUGUUCCUCCAGUGAUGAUGAGCUGGACAGACCCUGA
Messenger RNA from Pelobates cultripes (western spadefoot toad), 47455 nucleotides. NCBI's taxonomy places the organism in Eukaryota, Metazoa, Chordata, Amphibia, Anura, Pelobatidae. The record is from the annotation of a GenBank genome assembly.